Molecule: messenger RNA, 46838 nt
Organism: Podarcis lilfordi (Lilford's wall lizard)
Lineage: Eukaryota; Metazoa; Chordata; Lepidosauria; Squamata; Lacertidae
Source: the annotation of a GenBank genome assembly
GCUGGGAGGGAGAAGCCAGACUUUGAUGGGUUGGAGAGGAUCCUCAGUAAGGUUGUCGUAAGCCUUGAGGCGCUUGAGUCUUUGCGUUAGAGCCCCAAGUUCAGGUGAGGCUUUAAUUUCCCCUUGGAAAAGAACAUUAAUUUUCUUUGGGGGUGGUGCUGCAAGUGAACAAUAUCGCAUUUUAUCCUUACAAGCAAUAACAACACAUGGAAUAAAAGGUAAGCUCUUGAGAUUCUUGUGUCACAGGGGGUUCACUAGAUGACCCUUGGGAUCCCUUCCAACUCUACAGUUCUAUGAUUCAGUGAAAAGAAAACAAUGACACAUGUCAAUGUGGAAAGGCAGUACUGAGAUGUCUGUGUUAUGCAGGUAAGUAUAAUUGCAUUUCUGUAUUUAAUCAGGAAGAUCAUAUUUCUCCCCAUGGUAUGGGAAAGGAGUAGGUUGUUAUCUGAAACAUAAGAAAUGACGAUCCACCAGGUAGCAUAGAAAUGUUCCACAGGUUCUUCACCUUUCAUAAGGCAAAGUUUAUGAGUUAUCUUCUUGGUGAUUACAGUACUCCAUAUGUUUUCAUACCAUGGUUGAAGGUAUAAACCAUGAAGAUUCUCCCACUUUUGAGCUAUAGACCAUCUAGUGGCUACCAUGGGCUUAGCCAGGAUUUUGGCUAUGCCCAUGGCUGCUACUAAGAACCAAGUUAAUGAGCAUUUAUUUUAAGGUAAAAAAGAAACAGGAAUUCUGUGGUGUUCUGCUGCAGUGCCUCUUGUGGGCACUGGGGGAUUGCAGAUCUGGAAGAACCCAGAAAAAGCAGCCUUUCUCAUGCUUUGCAUUGCUUGGUGCUGCAUUUACACACUAGGAUGCCUCCCUUCUCUGUUUGGUUUCUUGGGGCCAACUUUGUGUUACCUGGUCAGGUUUGGGCUAAGCUAAGAUGCGGCAGCAGCAGACAGAAAGGUGGAUUUUCACACAUCAAUUUUACGGCUAUGUUCAGGCUGCUGUGGUUAUUUAUUUAUUUAUUUAUUUAUUUUAUUUAUUAAAUUUGUAUACCUCCCUUCAUCUGAAGAUGUCAAGGCAGUUCACAGCAUAAAAGAUCAGUCCCAUUUACCUUGAUAUUAUUCCUUCUGAGUAGACAUGCAUAACAUUGCACUGUCCAUUGCACACGCAUACUGUACACCCACUCACACACAUGAGGGCAACGUUUUAUCUCCCUGUAUGCCUCUGGGUGCCAUUGGUUGGGAAUUGCAGGUGGGAGAGUGUUGUUGUGUUUGGGUCCUGCUUGCAGGCUACCCACAGAAAUCUGUUUUGCUAGUGUGAGAACAGGAUGCUGGAAUACAUGGGUCAAUGGCUUGUCUUGCAAUUCCCAACAACUGGCAUUCAGAGGCACGAUGCUUCUGGCUGUGGAAGCAGAAAGAAAUUUACUCAAUAGACACCUCAGCUUUUUGUUUCUGAUGGGCAGGAGCAGAAUGAGUGCCUCAAAGAGCCUUCCUGAGAUCGACGAGGACCUGUACUCUCGCCAAUUGUAAGUCUUGCGACACAUUACAUAAAAGCAUUCUAGCUGAGCCGAAAAGGGAUAUCGACCAGGAUCUCCUCCACACCUCUACUGUUUUUUUGAGAAGGGAUUCAGUAGCAUACUGGGAACUUAGGUUUGUCCAAUUAAAGUGGAUUAAAACACCUCUGCCCAAGAAAUCCACUGUAACAACAAUCAGACUUUUUGCAGUUAGGAACGUGAUGGGGAAAUACACUAAAAAGUGUGGAAUAAUGAUUGCCUGAUGGGAGGGAGCAAAAUACACCACAGUCGCCACCACAACCAAAUCAGGAUGAAUUCUCAUUCACAUAUAACCUCCACAGAAAAAAUCAGAACUAAUUAUAAGCAAAGAGCAGCUGUUGUAUAACCUGCAUGCCAUCCUUGUGCAUGGAGAUCGGGAUUCAUUCUCAAUAAACAGAUUGCCGGGAGGAGGCCUGGGUGGCUGAAAAUGAUCACAGUGCUAUGACUGGGGCAAGAUGUUACAGAGUGAGCAGUGAUAUGAAUGUAUUUUGUUGGGGAAAUAUGGCAGACUAAGCUGAACUAAGGUAUGUGUGAUGGGGGCCACAUAUCCUACUUGGCAGAGAACAGUCCUCUAGUUGAUUGUGUUGCUGUUUGAAGAGCUGUCCAGGCUAAUGGUAAAGACCUGAAGUUGCCUAUCAUCAGUUAGUACUGGCUAGCAGACCAAGCAAGCACACAAGUCACCUUGGUCUAGUUAAAUUAACUUGUUUAUAGAUAAAUUACAACAAUUAUCUCUAAUUCUGCUACUAGUGCCCCAGGUUUUUUUAAUCAGAAUAGAUGAUAACAAACAAAAGUCUGAAAUAAAAUCAAUAAAAUAUCAGCAUGCAAGUGUGCAAGUUAGAACAAUCCCUUCCAGUAGUGGAUACAGUCAAUGUCAUCCCAGUCCAUCACCAGACUAACAUGGAAGAUUCUCAGUCUUCAAGAUCAGGGUCCCCCGGCUCCAGGCAUGAAGUCCCAGAGCAAUAGUUUUACAAGAACAGUCAGCCCAUGAGCCAAACAAAUCUUUGCAUUUCUGAGGGAGGAUAGCUUUGUUUCAGACUGUGAAAGGAUUCAAUCAAGCAGUGUCAAAUGGCAAAAAAUAAUAAUUGUAUGCUUCCUUACUUCUUAAUACCCACUGGUGGUGAUGUGUUAGUCAUUCAGCCACUGCUGUAUUCCAUACAUUCCAAUACCAUAAGUCCAGGUCCAAACUCUCCACUGUCUUCCAGCUUUGUACAAUGGCUAACUGCACUGCAAUACCCGGGAACAGUAGCAAAUCUUUGGAUGCAUGUGUAAAUUGUAGUUUUCAAACAUGUUCAAAAGGAACAAUGAGAAAUCUACCUGCUCAUUCAAAAUGAUUGACAUUUUUUGCAUUGCUGCAGACCAAAAAUGUACCACUGUUGAACAUUGCCACCACAUAUGCAUGUAUGUGCCCUUACUCCCAUAAUGCCUAUAGCAGUUCUCAGAUGUUCCCACAAUCAUAUGGGAAGGCUGUACUGGGGCUCUGAACCAUAGGUGUGUUUAUGGUUUUAAGAGUGUUUUCCAGAACAUGUCCCCUUCUAGUAUGCCACUGUUUAUUGGUGAUUAGGGCAGCUGGAAGAUGCCUUUUAAAGAAUCUGGGACUGGAGCAGCAAGAUUCUGCUGCUACUCCCAUCGUGCACCGCCCAAUUAUUUCUAAAAUUGAAUCUGCACAUAUAAAUUAGCAUGUGUACAUUUUAUGCAAAUCUGUGCCCUCUUGUUUGGUAACGCAUUUCCUCUUUGGGGGCCAUGUGUUAGUGACUACUACAGUGGUGCCUCGCAAGACGAAAUUAAUCCGUUCUGCGAGUCUCUUCGUCUUGCGAAGCACGGCUAUUAACGGCUUAGCGGCUAUUAACGGCCUAGCGGCUAUUAACAGCUUAGUGGCUUUAAGAAAAAGGAAACAAACUCGCAAGAACUCGCAAGAUGUUUCAUCUUGCGAAGCAAGCCCAUAGGGAAAUUUGUCUUGUGGAACGACUCAAAAAACGCAAAACCCUUUUGUCUAGCGAGUUUUUCGUCUUGCGAGGCAUUCGUCUUGCGGGGCACCACUGUAUACCUAAGAUGGGGGCAGGUACAAGUGGCUGGCAAGGGGAAAGUAUAGGUGGAGUUUAAGGGAAGCUGGUGAGGGAAUGCUACUGUCCAGGGCUUCAUAACUCACCAUAUUUCAAACACAGAGCUGUGCUUUCCCCCCUAGAUAUGUUCUGGGCUACGAGGCCAUGCAGAAGAUGGUGGGAGCAUCUGUGCUGGUCUCUGGAAUGAAGGGCCUGGGGGUGGAGAUUGCCAAGAACGUCAUCCUUGCAGGAGUGAAAUCUGUCACUGUCCAUGACCAGAGUGAGACUCAGUUGCGUGACCUUUCUUCACAGGUAUGCUGCCUAGGGUGAAAUUCUAUAUCUGCUCAAUGGUGUUCUGAGUUUACAUGUGUAGGAUUGCACAUGUUAGAGGCUUUGCCUAGCAAACAAGGAAAUGUGGCACAAAGUCCUCUUCCCUCGUUGGCACUGUUAACAUACCCUAUGGCUUUUUUUUUAAUCAUUUUUUCUAUCAUUGUUGCAUUCCUCUGGGCCAUUCCCCCCCCCACACACUUCCUUAAUAUAUAUUUGUAGCAGUGCCUCUCUGAGGCAACAUCCUAUACAUGCCAAGUCAGAAGCAAGCUCCCCAUCUUCCUAUUUAAGUGUAUAGGAUUGCAACUGUAAUUUCCAAAUUAGGACCUAGUAAAAGGAGCCCAGGAUUCUAUACCAAGGUUAUAUAUAUAGAGAGAGAGAGAGAGAGAGUAAUAGUCAAGGUAUGAAAAUAUAGACUGCAUACGUUUUCCAUUAUUUGAUAAGUUCUUGUGUAUGACGUGUUUGCUAACAAGUCUUUCCAGAACUCACACUGGGUAUCUGUGGUGACCUGGUUGAUGACUCUAGUGAUUUUGUGCCAAGCUAUUCGCAUGUAUUCUUCAAUCCUAUAUUGUUUUCAUAUAAUUUUAUUCUGAAACCCAGAACCCCGUGAGAACUCUAGGCAGAGCAUACUAUUAGUCCAAAUAAAUUAAUCAAUAUCCUGUCGUGACAAAGGCUAAAAUCUAUCACAUACAGCAAAUUUUGCUUCAUUUGCCCUUUAUGUCCCAACACUCUAUACUAAAUCAUAAGUCACCUGAACUCUUGACUGAUCCCAGUCUAUAGCCCACUGUAAUAAUAACUACAAUUAGAACCCCCCCCCACAAAAAAAAUAUUGGUAGUUUCAUGGCUUCCAGCAUAAUCUAGUCAUGAGAUUCAAACAAGGUUGCAUAAUUUGGGAAGUCUGGUGAGUCAGUUGCUGCUAUUAUUAAAAGUAGUCAGAACUGGAAAUGCUGCUACAUUAGGCUAUAAAUUUCACAACAGCUUGUUUUGAAAUUAAUUUUAAAACUCCACCUUCUGGUACCCUGGUUCUCACAAGCAACACAAGAAGCUGCCUUAUACUGACUCAGACCAUUGGCCCAUCUGGUUUGUUGUUGGCUGCACCGACUGGCAGCUGCUCUUCAGGGUUUCUGUACUGAAGUCUUUCCCAGUACUACCUGGAAACGCCGGGGUUUGAACCUGGGACCUUCUGCAUGCAAGGCAGAUCCCCUACCACUGAGCUACAGCCCUUUGCCAGUGUUCUCAAUGUCUCCUUCAGUAUAUUUGGCUUUAAAGACUGGAGCAGUAUGUUUGCAAUGUUGGUUUAAUAACAAACCUAUCCUAAGCUAAAAGUAUUGAAAUAUUGAGCCCGAACAUACUGGAAUUAAUGAUCUGAAUAAAUAGGGACAUUUUUGCAUAAUUCAUUGAAGAUAUGGGAAAAGCUAGCGGCAAUGCAGGUCCUGCCCCUUGGCCACUGGAAUCCCUGACAAGUUUCUCUCGGGACUCCUGAGAUUUCACUAAGCAUUGCUCUCACAGUUUUAACCCAAUAAAAGCUGAUAUUCUCACAAUGCUCUUUUCUGCACCCUGUUUUCUGGUGCAAUCACAUAAUGAAUUGCAACCCGCCCUAUGCUGAUGAAGAAAUAGGCACACUCCCUUUUUAAAGCAUAUAUCUGAUGAUGGAUGGAGUCUGUGAAUGGAGCUGGAAGCCAAAUUCAGAGUCUGCUCUAAGCCAACAUGGUACUAAGGGCCUAACUGCGUGUGACAUUGGUAAUGCGGUUUGUGGUGGCGUUUUUUAACAGCAACACACAAUGUGUGGGGAGGGGCAUUUUUUUCAUAGAUCACAGAAUAUGGAGAGGGGAGAUUUAAGCCUUCUCUCCAGCCAUAAUCUCUCUGAACCCCACCCACCCCCGCUUGUGUCAAUUACCAUUAGGGAAAAAAGCUCCCAUUGAUACUAAAGAGUGACUCCCCCACCCCCACGUGUACUUAAACCUGCCUUCCCUGCAUGCUGCCAUUUUCGAAACCAUCUCCCACCUGUGCUCAGGAUUGAAUAUUUUUAAAAUGUGCAACAUGAUUGCUAAUGGCAUUGCUAAUAUCCUAUGUAGCUGGGUCCUGAAUUUGGUGGUAGAGUAGUGGGUAAAAGAGUAAAAUCCAGUGCUUUUUUUUUUCUAAAAAAAAUAUAUUUAGGGGCACUCUCAUUUUGACUCAAGAAAAUCACCAUUUUAUAGUUCAAAUCGGGGGAAAAUAAAUACAGUAAAUCGACAAAAGUACAAAGAUUCACAAAAUGUUUAGGGGUAUGCGUACCCCUGCGUCCCUCCAGAAAAAAAGCACUGGUGAAAUACAUUGUCAUCCACUCAGCUCCACAAUGCAACCCUCCCCCACCAUCCUCACUUUUGGCAUUGCUGUGUCUCUGCAGUUCUAUCUGUCGGAGAAUGACGUGGGGCAAAACCGAGCUCUGGUCUCCCAGUGCCGCCUUGCAGAACUGAACGCACAUGUCCCUGUGCAUGCCUAUACCAAUGGGCUGUCUGAGAGCUUCUUGUCUACUUUCCAGGUAAGGACAGAGCUGUGUGUCUCAUGUCAUGGGAGUGACUCUAAGUGAUGAUAAAAAAUCAAACUGGUCACAUCCACACCAUCCAUUUAAAGUGCAUUUUUCCCACCUCUAAAGCACAUGACUUCCCCCAAAGACUCUUGGGAACGGUAGUUGGUGAAGGGUGCUUGAGGGGAAGCCACAGUUCCCAGAAUUCUUGGGGGGGGGAACCAUGGGGCGCUGUGGAUGUGACCACUGUUUCCAGUGCUUCAGCAGGCUCUGACCUACAUCAGUGAGAGACCUUUUGCUCUUAACCCAAUGAAAGCAACAAGCCUGUUGCCCAUGCCCAGCUGUUUCUCAUAGUGGUAAUUUAUGGCCUAGUUCUCCUCAAGUGCCACUAACUGUUUUGUUCUGAGGCUGCACCUGAAGCUCAAAGUGGGGAUCAGCUCUCAUGUCUGUGGUUGGUUGGGAUAGCUGCAGUGCCUGUCAUUCGAUGGUGCAGGUGAUGAUCCAGCGAGUGAGAGGUCAGGAACAAGCAGGGACAGAAAGACCACUGCUUGUUUCACAGCAGGGUUAUCUCAUGGGGCCAAUUAUCUACGUAAGCUGUGCUCAGAAAUAACCAACCAAAAUGUCAUAAACUGAGCAAGCUUUUGAGUCCACCAGAGAUCUUCAUCAGAUUGGUUGUUGAAGCAAAACAGAUGGGAGAGAUGGGGUGGGGGGAAAGCUGGCUCAGUACUGAUGUUGAGAAAUUCUGCUUGGAGACAGGGAAGCCUAGCCACAGGUGGUGAUUGGCUAAGUUCUCCCUUAUAAGCAGUAUGACAAAGCAGUUUGUUGUUGGAGUGUUGAGUUUGGAAUAGGAGUUGAAUCUUGUCUGUGUAUAUAUAGUAACUUGUACAAAGCUGUGCUUUAUUCUGCUGUAUAUAAUAAAACUAAACAAAAAUCAAGUUACUAGUCAGCAAGCUCUGUUCCUGUUCAUCGUUCUGGAAUUCACUAAUUUGGCAGCUGGUAGCAAGAGUUAUGGUUAAGAUCCAUCAACAAUUGAAGCCAUAAUAUCUGCACUGAUGAAAAAUCACUUUUAUUGUAUAGUCUCGGAAGAGGCAUAACUAUGGAAGUUGUUGCAAAGGGCCCACACUCCAGGAUUUACCACUACGUGACCCGCUGUCAUUGAUGGGGAACAGAGAAUCUGUUUGGAAAGUGCUCUCUUUUGUGCUGUUUCUUAGCCCCUUAGGUUAUGCAGAUUACUAUUCUGAUACUAUUCUGCACCAAACUUUACAGGUUGUGGUCCUGAGUAACUCACCCUUGGAGGAGCAGCUGCGAAUCAGUGACUUCUGCCACACCAAGAACAUUUGCUUUGUCCUAGUUGACACCAAGGGCCUGGCUGGGUAGGUGUUGGGGGCUUCUGUCCUUGUCCCGAGGCUGGGCUGUUGGAGUGGUGCAGUGAUUCUGGGUGGAAUAAGAGGUGGACUAAGAAUUCGUAUAAGCUGCCAGCAUUCUGGCUGGACACCUCAGGGUAGGGAUGGGGGAGAGAUUUGAUUCAAUUUGCAUUUAAGGGUGAACUCAAUUGAGUUUGUUCCCAAGCACAGCCGUCCUUCAAAUUGGCACGUCUUUGAAUUUUGCCGUGAAGUUUUCCAGCCAAGCACUGAGUACAAAAAUGCAUAUACCGGUGGUGACCAUUUUAGGCAUGUCCAAUUAACGUGUGAUCACCUACACAUGGGUCCUUUUGGACCCAGAAGAAGGCAGAACGGGGGGCAGGGGGGAGCUUAUAUGUACUCCCCCCAACACGGAUAGGGGCCUGGAAUUGAACCUGCGCACAAAAUGGUCAUCAACUGUCCUAGGGUAAAUUGUGCAUAUGUUAGCUGAAAUGACAAAAAAGGCAUUGUAUUAUAAGAAAUUGUUUCGUAAAAAAGUGUGCAUUGUUGCACACUGCCCCAAUCCCCAAGCGCUGUGUGAUUCCAGGGGUUCCCGUGCUUACCCAGGGUUCAGUUUCCUUGGAAUGAGGGACAGCAGAGACAGUGGUGUCUUUAUGAGAUAUGGUUUAUUUACACAUACUGUAUUAGCCGGACUGUAAACCACACACACAAAUAAGCCUCAUCUUUAAAAUUCAAGGCUUCUUUGCGGGUGCAGUCUGCCUCCCGGUACUACUGCGCUAAGCUGGGGACAGGGGCGGCUGGCGCUCGGCGCCCCAUUCUCCAAGCCAGUGUCAGUGCUUGCCCACUCCCCAAGCCACUGUUGACGCUUGGCUCUGAGCGCGCUGCACGCCCACGUCAAUACGGUUUAUACAUCCUGAGCCUAUGAUGGAGGGACUCACAGCAUUAGCACCCCAAUAUGGUCUUGCUUCUCCCAUUACUAUAGCCUUACAUUCCAUCAGAAAUCAAGCCUGGCUCUCACUCCGUUUCUAGUCCAGCUCAUUUUCCCCUGGCUAGUUCAACGAUGGAAUCCUCCACUAGAUUUUAACCCUUUGCUGGAUCUAGGACCCCAGGAAUUAGAAGGGACUCAGGUACCAUGCAGACUAACCCCCCUCCAAACUCUCAACUGUAUAUUAGAAUUUGCACUGAUAUUCCAAUUAAUUUUCGUGUGGGCUUUCAAAAAAAUAUUUGCAAACGGAGGUGGAAACAUGGAGAACUGAACUUAAAACUGGGAAAUGGAGCGAAAGUGAAAUUGACGCCUUCAUCCUUCCGUAAUGCAGGAUGAAGGUUCUCUGAACAGGUAGGCCCCAUGGGUGGAAGUGAAGGGGCUUUCUCAGGGUGGAGCAGUGACUGAGUGUAGGGAGGAAAAUGAAGUAGAAGUCUGACUUCUUGAGCUUUGGUCUUUUGGCUCCAGGCAACUUUUCUGUGAUUUUGGAGAACACUUCAUUGUGCGCAGUCCUUCAGAGGCUGAACCUGCCUCUGCUGCCAUUCACCACAUCACCCAGGUAAUGUCUCUUCUCCCAGAUAACAUCUGUCUCCUGCACUUUAUUGCCCUGCUUGUGUUACCCUUUCUGAGCUCAUGUCCUUCACACCCUGGAUUGAACAUGGCUCCUUCCAAAGGAGCCCCCAAGAUGUCUUUCCAAGCUUGGAUAAUAAUAAUAACAAUUAUUAUUUAUUAUUUAUAUCCCACCCAUCUGGCUGGGUUUCCCCAGCCACUCUGGGUGGCUCCCAACAGAAUAUUAAAAACUAUAAAACAUCAAACAUUAAAAACUUCCCUAAACAGAUGGCGUAACCAUCUAAUCAGAUGCAGGCAAUCCUUUGCUCUCUCAGCCAGAGUCUCCUGUUUUUAUUGCUGUGUUGUUUUAUUGUGAUUGUUUUAUUGCAUAUUUUAAUUAUGGACAAUUAUAUUUUAAUGUGUUAAUGUGAUUGAUUUAUUUCAUAUUUUAAUUAUGAGUAUUUAUAUUUUAAUGUAACUGGUUUUUUUCUACUUUGUAAACUGCCUAGCAGCUUGCUUUGGUAUUAAGUGAUGUAUUUAACCAUAGUAGAAGCAAUAAUAAUAAUAAUAAUAAUAAUAUACUCUUCCCCCAGAGUAACCCUGGCAUAGUGACUGUGGCGUGUGACAAUGAGGAGAGACAAGGCCACCACUUUGAGGAUGGUGACUGGGUGAAAUUCUCCGGGGUUGAGGGGAUGACAGAACUCAACACCUCCGAGCCCUGCCUCAUUCGUCUGAAAGGUAACAGGCCCUCUGUUUCUUCCUUCUCCUCAUGUCUCUGGGUACAGUGCCUACCUGCACACAGAAAGUGUCCAGAGGAGAAUAGGGGGACAGAUGUGGAUCAGGAAGAUGGACAGGCAAAGAUUAUGAGAGUGGAGUUUGACAGAAGGCUGGGGUGGCACUGUGUUGUGGGGAAAGAGGCAUCAUGUCUCUCCUAUUAGGAACCUUGUGGGACUUAGGACAAGAGACCUCCAGAAGAAAUGCAGGUGUCUACCUUGCAGAGAAUGGGUUUAUAUCGUUUUAUUUGACUUCAGUCCCAUUGAACAACUAAGAGAACAGACCUAAUGUUUGUGAUCUGUGUCUGUUUAGGAACCUGCAGCUUGGAAGUUGGAGAUACGUCUUCUUUUUCUCCAUACAAAUGCGGUGGGGUCAUCACCCAAGUCAAGAUACCUCAAAAACACUCCUAUGUAUGUUCUCGUCUCUGGUGGUGGUGAAAAAAUGUGGUUAUUCUUUUCCAGCUAGUUCAUAGGGGGCCAAGAUGGGCAGAGCCUUUGGUGACCUUAUUGGCAGGGCUGAGCAUUUUAGCCGGAGGACUCAAACAGGACUACUUCACCAGGGAAGAGACCUCAAAACUGCUGUUCUAGAGCCUGGGUGCAGAACGCCAGUCCAAGCAGCUAGGGAGAGGAUGGAGCUCUGUGCUCUGCAUGUCAAAGAUCCCAGGUCUAGUACAUAACAUCUGCAGAUACAGCUGGGAAAGGCUCCUGUUUGAAACCCUGGAGAGCCACUGCCAGUCAGUACAGACAGUAUUGAGCUAGAUGGGCCAGUGGUCUGACAUGGUCGGUAUAGCUCCUAUGUUCAGCUAUGGUGAGGAGAGGCAUUUCUUGAAGUGUGUUGCCUUAAGGCAGGCAUGGGGAAAUGCAACCCAAGGGUCACAUUACCUCCUGGGCAACUUUCUGAGGCCCCCAUGUCAGUGGUGGGUGGGUUGAGACUCAAAAAGUGGGUAGGGAAAUGGAUUGUGUGGCGUUUUCUUUGUACAGUAGGGUACACCCAGGCCACACAAAGGUCUCCACACCCAAGGAGGACGCAGAGCAGGGCACAUGAAGAGCAUAGCCUGAGGAGAGUACGGGGAGGUGACUUGGAGAGGAGGCCUAGCCUGAGAGAGUCCUGAGGGAUGGACAGUGAUGUCUAAGGAGCUAUACUCAGCUCCUGGGCCUGAGGUUCUCUACCUCCUACCUCAAAGAGAAGGAUGUGCAUUAGGUAGUUCUACUCCUGUCCACUAACCUCUCUGUAUUCCCAGGAAUCCCUGCGUACCUCCAGGGCUAAUCCUAAAAUCAGGAUCCCGGAUAAGGGGAAACUACCUCGCUGUCACUCCCUCCAUGCGGCCUUCUGGGCACUGCAUGUCUUCCAGAGGGAGAUGAAGCGGCUGCCUAGGCCCAGGAAUCAGGCAAGUCUCCCCAGUUGCCUUCAUUCUUCUUAGCAAUCCCAACCGGCCUCCCAGGCUUCCUCAUGUUUCCAACCCUGAGCAGGAUAUUGUCUCCUUCUGCAGAGAACGUCGUUACUUUUCCUGCAAGUAGCUCAUUGUAAGCUUCCUCAGAUAGACUCUUUCCCCAGCCCCAGCCUCAUCCGUCUUUACUCCUCAACAGGCAGAUGCAGACAUGAUGGUGAAACUGGCACAGACCGUCUCUGUGAGCAAGGAGGAGGAACUGCAAGAGGACUUGGUGCGGACAUUUUCCUACGGAUGUUCUGGUGACCUGAGCCCUAUCAAUGCCUUCAUUGGAGGCCUGGCUGCCCAAGAGGUGCUGAAGGUGAGGGGCAGACUCCUGUGAGGAAGGCAGGCAGCUUUUUGAGCUGUUUGGAAGACACUUUCCAUGAGGCAUCUGCGUCUCAAGUGUGGAACAAGGGUUUGAAUCCCUACUCAGCCAUGAAGCGCACUGAGUGACCUUUGGACAGCCACUGCCUCUCAGUGUAAUCUAUCUCACAAGUUGUGACAUAGUUGUGGGGAUAAAAUGGGGGAAAGUGUGUAUGCCACCUUGAGCUCCUUGGAGGAAAGGCGGGAUAUAAAUGUUAAUAAUAAUAAUAAUAAUAAUAAUAAUAAUAAUAAUGUGGUAGCUAAGAGAAUGAGGGAGGCCCCAGUCUGAGGCUGUGUUCACACUUCCAUAUAGUAUACACUCACUGUGUUUCCGGUGCCUGGUUUUUAAUCUGCUUCCACACCAACUUCACACUUGCUGGUGCUCUUUAGUCAUUCCUAAUCCAUGUCUAGCCAGGGUGUGAACACCUUUGCAUAGGGUAAAGACAUCCCUGCCCGUCCACGCCCCCUGGUGUGUACAAACAGAAAUGAAUUUUCACACAAUGAAGCUGUGAUGGCGUGAGCAGCCAAGGGGGGGGGGGGGAGGUAUGAAAUGCUCCUGAGGGGAGAAACCAAGAACUUCAUUGCCGUCUAAGGCGUUUUUGUGAACACACUUUCGAGUCUCACCUGUGCCAUGAACUCAUUUGGUGGCCACAGGCAAAUCACUACCACCCAGCCUGUUUUCCAAUAUGCGCAAACUUCUGCAGUAAUAAUACUGAUUUACCUCACAGGGUUGUUGUAGGAAUUUCCAUUAGAUAACACAUGUGAAAUUCUUUGAAUGCAUCACAGCACAAAUGCUAAUGAUUAUUAUUUUUCUGUUAUUUAUUUAAUAUAUGCACACACACACCCCACUUCAUAAAAGAAUCCUUUUCAGAAGUUUACAUAAAGUGUUCAUAAGGAAAUACCAAUAAAAGGAAGAUUAAAAAAUAUAUAUAUUAUAUGUGUGUGUGUAAAGGUAAAGGGACCCCUGACCACUAGGUCCAGUCGUGGCCGACUCUGGGGUUGCAGCGCUCAUCUCGCUUUAUUGGCCGAGGGAGCCAGCCUACAGCUUCCGGGUCAUGUGGCCAGCAUGACUAAGCCGCUUCUGGCGAACCAGAGCAGCUCACGGAAACACCGUUUACCUUCCCACUGGAGCAGUACCUAUUUAUCUACUUGCACUUUGACGUGCUUUUGAACUGCUAGGUUGGCAGGAGCAGGGACUGAGCAAUGGGAGCUCACCCCGUCACCGGGAUUCGAGCCGCCGGCCUUCUGAUCGGCAAGCCCUAGGCUCUGUGGUUUAACCCACAGCGCCCCCCACGUCCCAUAUAUAUAUAGAGAGUGAGAGAGGUAUUACGUUUAAGUAAGAAGCAAGGAGCAUCCUGAAGCUACCCAAAGGACAGGCUUCCCAUCAGGUAUGAGUGAAGCACCUGAACAUUUCCUGAUUGAGCCCAGAAGUGGCAGGUGCUUGAGUUUCAUGCUCAGAAAGGCACUUGCCCUGUCCCCUGUGACCCAUUUGCUUCUGUGUCACUGCUGAGUUCAGGUUGCUGCCUGCCCUCUUUUGUAAACCAAUCUAGCUGGUUUUCUUCUGGAUUUGCCAGUUUAGGAUUAUCAACUCACAGGCCCAGCUAGGCAGUUUUAAAUGAGUGCAGGUAUGAGGCAGCUGACAUGCAGUUUUGCAACAGCUACUACUUUGGAUCAUCUUAAACAAAGGAAAGAAAACUGUUUCGUUUCAGUGUUAACUUGGGAAUCGUCAGACGGGGCACACCUGUCCCUUUAUAGGUUAUUAGAAGUGCCAGGUGGUGACUGUCCAAAUGCCUUAUGCUCAGGGCUGAUUCCAUGUUUCAGGGGAUUCUCUGCAAAGUGUCUCCUGAUGGGCCCACUCCUCUCUCAGAGGGCCCUGGGGGGCUCAUUGGAUUGCAGUGACAGUUCUCUAAGCCAGCAGUGGGCAGCUUUGCUUCCCCACAAUGCUCCAGAGCAAUGCCAGGUCAGAGGAAAUUAUGGGGAAUUAGGGGAAAAGGAAAGGUUGGCGAGAUCCAAUCUGCAUGGGAACCUACCUAUACCAUUACCUACUUGUCUUUCAUCUCUCAUGCAUAGGUAGUUUUUGCUAUAACUUCAGUUUAGGGGGUAAAUCAGAGAAAGGAUAUGCAGUGGAUUAUAAUUCAGAGACCUUAUUUUUGUUCACUUGUGAAUGUAGUGUUUUGCUGCUGCUGCUGCUGCUGCUGCUGUUGUUGUGUGUGUGUGUGUGUUUUACAGUGUCCACCAAAUGCCAUCUUAAGCUUUGAGGAUUUUUGAAGGUUAGGUUUCUAUCAGCUAGUUCCCUUAUCUCUGUUCAGUCAGCUGUCGGUGACUGACCUGGAAAGAGAUCUUGAGGUCUUGGUGAAAUUGAUGAAGAUGUUGACCUAGUGAGCAGCAACUGCUGUGAAGAAAGUGAAUUCCAUCUUGGGAACAGUUAGGAAAGAGAAUUUGAAAAUAAAACUGCCCAUAUCCUGAUGUCAUCACUUGGAAUGCCAUGUAUAGUUUCUGGCCACCUCAUCUCUAAAAUUAUAUUGGAGAGCUGGCAGAGGUGUAGCAAAAAAGGCAAUCAAAAUGUUCAUUGGGCUAUGAAGAAUGGCUAUGAAUACUUGGGGCUUUUUAGUUUAGGAAUAAGUAGGGGCAUGAUAGAAGUAUACAGUGGUACCUUGGGUUACAUACGCUUCAGGUUACAUACGCUUCUGUUUACAGGCUCCACUAACCCAGAAAUAUUACCUCAGCUUAAGAACUUUGCUUCAGGAUGAGAAGAGAAAUCGUGCUCCAGCGGCACGGCAGCAGCAAGAGGCCCCAUUAGCUAAAGUGGUGCUUCAGGUUAAGAACAGUUUCAGGUUAAGAAUGGACCUCCAGAAUGAAUUAAGUACUUAACCUGAGGUACCACUGUAUAAUAUUAUGUUUGGUGUGAGGAAAGCGGAUAGAAACCUCGAGAUUUAGGCUGCAAUCCUUACACAAUCACCAGGGAGUCAGUCCCAUUGACCAUGAUGGGACUUACUCCUGAGUAGAUGUGCACGGUCAGUAGAGUAGAUGGGUUGUACGGUCAGUGAUUUUUGGCAGCCACAACCUUAAUAACUACUUCAUUACUGGCUCAUUUCCAUAUCUGUGGCACCGAGCUUCCUCAUCUUGGCACCUUCUCCCCAUCCCUUCUGCUUUCUCAGGAGCAGAUCCAAUUAAAUGUGAUUAAAGGGCACGUUGACAGCUGGGAAAUCCCUGGGUCGAAUAUUACACCUGCUUUCUCAGCUCACUGGUGGCUUUAGGCAAACCACGAGAUUGCAAGCUCCAUCUGCAGCUGUGAGGAGAUGGUAGUACUUUGGACCAGGGAUUUGGGACCUGUAAAAGUCUGGAUGUUGCUAAACCCCAGCUCCCAUCGUUCCUGACCAUUGACCAUGCUGGCUGGGGACUGGAGCCCAACAUCUGGAAGGCCACACAGGCCUUCCAUGUGUGCCUUACAUGGUUUUUGUAGACAUUAGCGAGUGAGGCCAAACUCAGUGUGGUGUUUAUCAUAUAGUUUUCCCUUGAGUUUGCCUUUUCUUUCACAAAUUACCAGUGCAGAGCACCUAAUCAGGAUUGGGACACUGGCAUGUGGUGGGAGUGGUUGGGAGGGAGUGGGUUUUAAUAAUUUCCCGCUCCUCACACUGUAGUCGCAUUCUGGAUUGUGCGCCUGCAACUUGCAUUGGGAGAGAAAUUCUUUCAUUUGAGUGCUUUGAACGUUCUUACCACACUUAUAGAAAAGCAAAGUUUAUUGGUUGCCAAAUAUCUUGGGGUCUGGGCCAAAUUUGUGACUGACUUCUGAAGAUCUUGAAGCACAGGUUGGGCAAGAUAUUAGCAUGCUGUUUUCCAGAGUGGAAUAUCUGAUUCUCUUGAGGUGUUAAAUGACAAGACAAGCUGAAGGGUAUAUGGGUUGCCAGGAAGGGUGGCCAUGUGACCUACUUUGCAGGGAACAGGCCUCUGUCUGAAGGUGUCCUCUGUUUGAAAAACUGUCCAGCCCAUGUCUGGUUUCAAGAUACAGAGAACUGUAAGAAGGGAGAGCAGGAGAGGCCUUGUUUGCCAUCAGCAGUGAGCAGCAGGCUGAGCGGGCACAAAGGAUUACCUGGUCAUAUUCUUCCCUACCAUGGUGAGAUGUAAUGCUUGCUAUUCACAGCAACAUACUGCCCCUGACACAUAGCAGUUGUGGCUAGUAGCCACUGAUAGCCUUUCCCUCCAUGAAUUUAUCUAAUCCUCCUUUAAAGUCAUCUAAACUGGUGGCCACAAUUGCUUCUAGUGGGAGCGAGUUCCAUACUUUCAACUAUGUUCUGCACAUGUGUGUUUUGUAUUGAAUGGAUCCAAAAUAGAAUGGGGGUGGGGAGAAGAAAUGCCUCGGAUAUAAAUUGGAGCAAUACCUGUUUUUAGAAUUUCCGUUGUAGUUUUCAUACAUGCUUUUCAGCUGCAGGCAAAUUUGUUGUCUUUGCUGCAGAGAUAGGUCAUUCUGUCAGCUCCCAGCACGACUGGGAGCCCAACAGGGCUGCUGCCAACAUGACUAGAGUGGUGUAGAAUGACGAGAGUUACCAUCUCUUCACCACAGCAGUGCUCUUGUGCCUUAAACAGUGGUGCAAAACAUAGAAAACAGAAAUGUGCAGCUUUUCCUGACACGUAGAUGAGAUCAUGAGAAGCAUUACCUGUUGAAUUUUGGCCUGACGUGCAGCCCCCUCCCGAGGAGGAAAGCAGGAAAAUUUGAACAGUAUGUUCCAUGAGUUUUCUGUGUUCAUUAAGAGAGGCUGUUCCCUCUUCUCAGACCCAAACCUGCAGUUAUAGGAAGGGCUGAGCAGUUUCCUCCUUUUUUUCUCUGUCUGCAGGCUGCCUCAGGGAAGUUCACUCCUUUGGACCAGUGGCUGUACUUCGAUGCUUAUGAAUGUCUGCCUGAAGAGGAAAAUAUUGUGCAGCUGACUGAGGAAGACUGUGCUCCAGUAUGUGACAAAUUCUGCAGUUUGUACUUUUCCGUUAGAGAUAGGAUGGAAUCACAGCUCUUUUUCUGCCUCUUCCAAGGCAUUCCAGACUUUUCCACAAAGGAGUUUACUGUGUGUUUAGAGCUGUUUUUGUUCCUAUUUAAUUUGUGUAGUCCGCAUGAUGUUACCCUCAAACAGCACCAAUCUCAAUGCUUUCCCCUACAAAUUCAAGUUUUUUUGAUUUGGAGAUAAUCUGAUUAAACUGAGGAAAAUUGUGUUCCAGACCUCUCCAAUCAGGGUUGCAGAUUGUUCACUUUGGUGUUUGUGGACGAAUGGAUCAGUUCUCUUUGCUGCUCCUCUUUCAAAACCCACUAACUCCUCCAUGCUUUCAUUUCUUUUCUGGCUGUGCUAUUUCCAGGGUGCUUCUGAACAGUGGUAUUUCCUGCCCUUUUGAGCCCUCAGAUUUACACAAAAGCAGAAAACGGCAGAAGUGUGUACUGAGAAUUUAUGUUUGCCUGACAGGGUGCUUUUGCACAUUUCUUGGGUGGGGAAGGUGUGUGUGCAGCUACCUGUGUGUAUGCCUUGUAUUGCUUGAUUGGCAUAAUUGAAUCAACAAAUUAGAAGGCAGCAAUAAAUAGAAAAGGGAAUGACUGGAAAAGGCAGAAGUUUCUCCUCAUAUCCAAAUUCAAAUAAAUAUGUGGACAUGUGGGGGUACUCUGAUCCAGUUCAAGUGUGUAAAAAGUAGAUUAAUAGCUCAGUAAUGCUCAAACGUGGACAAACCUUCUGGCAGUGCAUCUACAUGCCCUUUCUCAUGCUGAUCUCUCUUUACUGGAGCUGGCUAGGGCUGAUGGGAAGCUGCAGGCUCUACAUUCCUGACAUAUAGGCCGCCCUCUCUCCUACUUGAUUCAACACCCACGCAGUGCCCAAAUUCUAAAUCUGUUAGAAUGGGUAUAGGGCCAUCCUACAGGGAUUGUGUUGCUCUCCAUCUGUCACCUGCUGGGUCUCUAAUGUCUGUCAUCUCUCCCUUUUGACAGCGUGGCAGCCGCUAUGAUGGGCAGAUUGCUGUCUUUGGGAAUACCUUCCAGGAAUGGCUUGGGAAGCUGAAAUACUUUGUGGUGAGUUGGGGCAGGCUGGGUGAAGCCAGGUUCUUCCCACACAAAGCAUCAUGAAUGUAUGUAACUCUCCGCCACAAGGUCUCUCAGCCUAACCUACGUCCCAGGGAUGUUGCAAGGGUUAAAUUGGUGAGGAAAGACAUGUGCCACCUUGAUAAAAUUGGAGGAAAGGUGAGGUGUAAACAUAAUAAAGUUUUGACAUAUGUAGUUCUUCCUAAUGACCCUGACAUUUAAGAUUGCAUUUGGAUUACGUAUUUUGGACUAGGGUUUAAUACUGAAAACACAUUGUUGAAUAUUGCAAAUGGGUUGUUGGCAACAGAGGGUUUUUUUAGUGUAUCAGAUUUUCUAUAGAAAGGGUAAAUCUGAAUUAAAUGGAGGAGGAGGUGGUAGGGAAAUAUAGGCUGGCCUUUUGAUGUCAACAACAUUGUGUGGAUACUGCCAAAUACUUGCCCACAUGAGGGGCACUGGUCUCACCUGAAAGCCACCCACCUUAAUCCAGCCACUGAUGAGAGUUGGUUGACUUUUUCACUUAACUGUAGUGCUUAUUUUUCCAGUGUUUUCCAGUAGAGGGAGUGUUGACUCCUUUAGUUUGAGCGAUGACACUAGCUAGAAGAACAAUUUUUGUAUGAUGAGUAGCUGACCUAGAUUUGUUCUGCAGCUGUUACUGAAGUUUCUUUGUAAACAUAACAUUUGCUAGCAUAACAGCCAAUGCAGGGAUUUUGUCCCAGUUAGCAGAGUCAAUUGUUAAAGGUGGACUCCCAGUUGUUGGUUGUUGUUUAUUAUACCAUUGGAUUAUAGUGCAAACAAUUAUAGCAACGGUCACUAAGAGCUGUAUUCCGAGAGGCCACUUUCUGUAGACCUGAAUGUCUAGGAAAAAGUGGGCAACUCUGCCAUGCAUCCCUGAGAAUCUUGACCCAGGAAAGGAAAGGAAAGCAAGAUGGUGGACAUGGGUUCAAACUUGUGUGGCUCGAAGGGAAUAUUUAAAAAGAGGCAGGUAGGAUCUGAAGAAAGCUCCUGUGUUUUUAGGAGGUGGAACGUCUCCAGCCCACAUGCCUCUUUCUAGCUCAACUCAAACAUCAGAAUAAGAAUGAAGAAUGCACAUUCUCUCUGUAUAUAUAAAAUACUCCACUUUGCGUAACCAUUCUUGAUUUGCUUAUUACGCUUUCACCAUAGAAUUGGAGUCUUCUGGGUGCAGAAUCCAGAAAUUAUGGUGCAGAUAAAAACACCCUUCAAUAUAUGUAAUUACAGUGGUACCUCGGGUUAAGAACUUAAUUCGUUCUGGAGAUCUGUUCUUAAUCUGAAACUGUUCUUAACCUGAGGUACCACUUUAGCUAAUGGAGCCUCCCACUGCUGCUGGAGCACAAUUUCUGUUCUCAUCCUGAAGCAAAGUUCUUAACCCGAGGUACUAUUUCUGGGUUAGCGGGGUCUGUAACCUGAAGCAUCUGUAGCCUGAAGCGUCUGUAACCCGAGGUACCACUGUAGUGCAUAAACUCUGACUAGAUAAAAAUUCUCAGUAUUCUUUCUUACCCAAAAUUCUUAGAAAACCAUCCCUAAAGUUUCAUAAUAUGUUUGCUGUUAGGCCAUGUAUGAUUUACACUCAUAGAAUGCAUUUCUGUAUUCUGAUUGAUUUAUUGCUACCUCUGGUGAAAGGUGGAAUUUGGUCCUCCUGCCCUGCCAAAGUCAUCUGUGCAUCCCAUGUAUAUCUUUUUGUAAACUGCUUUGAGGUUUUUUACAAUCAAGUGGGGUAUAAAUUUUGUGAGAUAGAUAGAUAGAGAUAGAUAAAUAGAACCAUUGUAGCAUGCAGUUAACUUUUAUAAAGGUAAGAGCAUGGUGAGGUCACCAGUAAAUAUCAGGCAGUGUGCCGCUGAGUCAUGUUCUGGUAAUCCUGCACUUCACAACAGUUUCAAAAAGAGCUGGUAGAUAGUUGAUUUAUAAGAUAAAAGAGGGUUGGGUUGAUGUUACAUCCUUGUUUUACUCCUUUUUCUUGUUUGAAGGCCUUGUAUUGUUCUCUCUGUGUUACAAACAUUGGAAGAAUUGGCACAUGGAUCUAAUGAGAUUGUGGGUUUUCUUUCUAGUUCUUGUUUUGUAGCAAAAUUAAGACUUGGUACAGAAUGCCAGAUGGAGUCAAAAUGUAUUUUGAAGUCAAAUAUUUUCCCUUGCCUUGACAUGUUUUGGCUAACGAACAUCUGUUGUAGAAAUUGUGGCCAGAGGUUCACUUAGACUCAUAGAAUCACAGACCUGUAGAGUUGGAAAGGACCCUGAGGGAGAUUGUUCAGUUUGUCAUUUCUUAUAAAGUGAGCAUCCAUGCUUUGGAACUGCGUUAGUAAACUGUUUCAGAUUCUACAACAGUUCUCGGGUGCUGUUGCAAAUGCCUAUUCCAGCCUCUGUAAUUAUAAUGCAUUCUCUGAGAGAAGUGCAAAUGUUCCAUCUGUUUUCAGGCCUCAUUGAACAUAAGGUUUCCUUCGAUGUGACAAAUACACAGUCAUAUAGAAAACUUUUUGUCAGAACUGAAAACCAACAAGGAAUUCCUUUGGGGAAAGGCUAUUGGAAUUUCAUGUCUAGCCUUUCCCUAAAAAUAAUAAUAAUAAUAAAAAUAAUAAUGUGUGUAUUUUGAAGUUGUGCAUAACUUAGGGGGCUUCCAGACUAAUUUGGGGUGGGAUUGAAUCACAUAUCAGCAAAUUCAGGUUGAUGCAAUGAGAGUUGAUUGGGAGGGCUUGCAUAACAAACCCACUUCCCCAAAAGAUCUGAAUUUGGAAACCAAUGGGGGAAUGCCCUGGGAAUAAUGCUUAACACCUAACCUCCCUAUAAACAAAUCAGAGUGAAUGUUUGUUAAAUUGCCAAUGUCAGCCAAUCCCCUGGCCAACAAACCAAGAUGAAUGCUCAAUAAACAGGUAAAUAAAUGGGUCAUCAGGGAGUGCCCUGAUUCCUAUGUGUUUUUGCUGCAUGGCAACCAGCCCAACAGCACCCAUCUGGAGCAAAACGUUAUACAGUGGUACCUCGGGUUACAUACGCUUCAGGUUACAUACGCUUCAGGUUACAGACUCCGCUAACCCAGAAGUAGUGCUUCAGGUUAAGAACUUUGCUUCAGAAUGAGAACAGAAAUCGUGCUCCGGCGGCACAGCAGCAGUAGGAGGCCCCAUUAGCUAAAGUGGUGCUUCAGGUUAAGAACAGUUUCAGGUUAAGAAUGGACCUCCGGAACGAAUUAAGUACUUAACCCGAGGUACCACUGUAUCUGAACCAGCCACAUGUAACUUGGAGAGGUAUCUCCUUGUGUCCCCUUGCCCCAGUCACUUGAGUCACUGAGGUCAUCUUGGCUCAGAGUGCCAUGGGCCUUCAACCAAUCUUAUUACAAUUUCCUCAGGUGGGAGCUGGUGCCAUUGGCUGUGAGCUCCUGAAGAAUUUUGCCAUGAUUGGCUUGUCUGCUAGCGAGGGUGGGAGCAUCACUGUGACGGACAUGGAUACCAUUGAAUAUUCCAACCUCAACAGGCAGUUCCUCUUUCGACCAGGGGAUGUGUCAGUAAGUCUUGCAGUGAAUAUGGUGGAAAAGAGGUUUGAGUGAGGCGGUGCUGGGGACAGUUUGCCCAAGGAAUAAAUCUCAACAGACACGAGAAUAUUCACAAACCUAUUUGUAAUGUUACAGGGGAGAGGGUGGGUUCUGACUUGACUCUCUAACAAGUGCCCUGGCCAAUGAACCCAGGCAAUAACCAACUUCUUUCUACCCUGGAUCUCUCUAGUAAUAUUCCCUUUGUUCCUGUAGAAGCAGAAGUCAGAAGUGGCAGCAGCUGCCGUAAAACUCAUGAACCGCCACAUCAAUGUAUCAGCACAGCAGAACCAGGUUGGACCAGACACAGAGCACUUCUAUGGGGAUGACUUCUUCCUUGGCUUGGAUGGCGUUGCCAGUGCCCUGGACAGUCUGCAAGCCAGUGAGUGUUUCAUACAGAAUGCCUGUGUUGUAGCCACCAGCUCCCUGUAAUAAGCAUUCCAUGCUCAGAAUGAAUUACGUUACGCAGGCUUCUUUGAAAGUGCUUAUUUUAUAUGAUUAAUCACCUACUUAGCAUUUUCCUAACUACUUUCAAGUACUGAAAGCACCACACAGACAUUAUGUUUGCUUACAACAGCCCUGCAAAGUAGGCCAGUUUUUGUAAAUAAUAAUAAUAAUAAUAAUAAUAAUAAUAAUAAUAAUAAUGUGUUAGUAAUUUUUUAUUAUCCCCAUAUUGGAAAUGGAAGGCUGAGGCAGACUAGCUUAAGGUCAUGCAGUGAGCUCAGAUGACAUUUAAAUCAGAAACCUUGAUUCACAGUGCAAUCAUUUGUGCAUUUACUCGGAGGUAAGCCCCUUGAAUUGCCUAGUAAGUGGGUAUAGGGUUGUAGCCAUAGCCUCUGUUCCACACUGUGAUUUCCUUGUGGGUGGGGGAACGGGGAAAUAAUGUAUACAAAUUCUAGUACUGUUGUUUCUCACAGGAUGUUGACAGUUUUUGCAGGCUGGCCUAGAGUGUAGCGCAGAAGGGAUGGCGGGAAGCUGCAGGCAAAGGCAGUAUGUGUGCAGGGCAGGCAUACAUAAGCUGGAGGUCAUCAUGAUAAAGGCAAGGACAGGGAGUUGUAUAGGUGGACACAGAAGACUCUCAACUUUUUGUCUCCUGGUCACUUUGCUCAUGGACACGUCAGCUAAUGAAUCAUUAACAUAACCUGCUGCACACAUUUUUCAAGCUUUAUCCUAUGAACUGGCAGACAGAAAACAAGCAUUUUUUAAAAAAAAGAGGAACAGAUGUUGAGAGAUUGACACCCGUGAGCGUUGGGGGCUGCCCUCUAACUGGAUCCAGACUAGAUGGACCUGCUGCUGCUGUGGGCCAGCCACCUGGUGCUUCUUACACAGAAAGUUGAUCCAUUGCUGGGGGAAGAGAUCCCAUGUUCCUUUGUGGUUGACUGCAUUGUGUAUCUUGCUGAUAGAUAUUAAAGGGGAGGUGAACCUAGGGAGCUAGAGUCAGGCUGUUGGCCCACCCAGAUCAGCAUUGCCUCUCUACUGACUACGUAGCAGCAACUCUCCAUGGUUUCAGGAAGCAGCUCUUGUCCAGCAAGACUUGGGAGAGUGCAGGAAUUGAACCUGGGUCCUUCUGCAUGCGAAGUAGCUGUGGCCGUUCCCCUAUGGGUAUGUGAGGCAGGGCUGGCUAAGUCAAGGAGCUAGAAGGCCUGCAUAAUAAACAGAGCUGCUCUCACUUCUUGCCGAAACUGCCAGAGGCAUCCCAGACCAAAUCCAAAGUCCAGAGUCUUUGAAGUGUCUUGCAAAUGCAGGCCCACAAAAUAUACACAGUGCUGAUAAACAGGAAAGCUCUCUUGCUGUGUAGAGCAGGGAAGUCCCCAAGUCAGAUCUUGAAUCAGCUGUGAACAUCCCUGGCUGGCCUUAGGCAAACCACAGUCUCUCUGCUUCAUCACCUUCAUCUGUGCUGUGAUAAUCCUGGCCUACCACACAGGAUCGUUGUAAGGAUGAUUGAAAUAGCUGUGUGUGCUUUUAAUAGCAUGCGAACACUGAUAACAGACCCUCCAAGUGUCCCUAUUUUCCAAGGACAGUGCUGGGUUAACAGAAGCCAUCCCAUUUUCUGAUUUGAUCCUGGAAUGUCCCGCUUUUCCUUAGGAUGUGUCCCGAUUUUCAUCGGAGAAAUGUUGGAGAGUAUGUGCUAAAGAACUUGCAAGUGUCACCGUCAUUAAUUAACGGUCAUAAUACCCUGUUGGGGUUCAAGCCACAGACCACCAAACACACACUGAGCCAUUAUCGCCUGCUUUGCACAUCUAUAAAAAAUGGAGGCUUUGUAUGUGCUGAGGAGACUGGAAUGGCUUGGCAUCUACAAAAAAGGAGCCAGCAGACCAUACAGACAGAAGAGUGUAUUUGAGUGACAGAGGCUCUUUGUAGAGCUGGACCAAAAUGUCUUGGGAUACAUUUUUUGAAGAAAAUAAUAUAUUGAGAUUUCUCUUUUAUUUUCCCUCCCGCCCUCUCUCCACCCAAUCAGAAAAAGAAGUCCACUUUGCAGAAAUUUGUCCAGCUCUUUUCCACCAUUUGUGUGUGUGUGUCAGCUGCCAUUUCUCCCUGAGUAGGGAUGUCAGAGAAUUCUGACAGGAAAUUGCUGGUGUUUGCUUAUUUGUGUGUGUGUCAGAUGAAGAAGGUAGGGCACUGCAAAGGAUACUGUGUCCCGUCUACCUCCUCUCUUUCUUCCCCUUUCCUCCUGCAGGAAAAUACUUGUGCCAAAGGUGUGUGCAGUACCUCAAGCCUCUGCUUGAUUCCGGAACGGAAGGCACCCGGGGGCACGUCCAGGUCUUUGUGCCCUUUCUGACGGAGUCCUUGGGCCAAGCUCAGGAGGAGGAAGAGACGCAGUACCCUCUCUGCACCCUGCGCCACUUCCCCAGCACCAUCCAGCACACACUACAGGUGGGGGGGGGCAGGAGGCUGGCUUUUCCCUGGCCUCCUCAAAUACUGUUACUUAUUCCUUCAGCCGCAGAUCCACUCUGCAGUGCCUGCUGCUGCCAAAGAGACCCCUCUCCUGCCUUUCUCUCCAGUUGGUCCAUGCCUAAAGAGGGAAAACUCUCAGCUGCCAAGCUCCUCUUCACUCCUUGCCUGGCCCCUUGGCUUCAUUUACUCUUUCCAGGCAGCUGCACGAGGGCCAGGGCUGUCAACAGCGUUGACGGCAGGAUAUGGGGUCCAGCUGUUUUGCCCAGAAGCCAGGCCAAAAUCCUUCGCCCUUUGCAGAGCUUCAGCUGCUUCUCCUUUUUCUGUGGCAGGGCCAGACAGACCUCUCUCUCUUUUUAUCUCACACUGCCCUGGUGCCUUUGCAUGCCCCUGCUUCCUUCACUCCAUGGAGCAGGAGAUCCUGAUGGGGAGGCUGUCUGGCUGGGCCUGUUAUGUAGCAUCAGGACCCUGAGGAGCAACAGGGGCAGGAGUUCAGUUUUAGGGAAUGGCACCAGAGUUCCUAGACUGCACUGCAGCCCUGCAGCACAAGCCCUGCUCAAGGGCUUCCACUUGCACCACAGGGCCUUCCUUUCCUCUUGGUGCCCACCAUGAUUGGCUCUGGGGUGGGGGGGUCAGGAGAACCUCCAGAACUUCGCAUAAUGGGAAGAGAACUGCAGUACCUGCACUGACAGGACAUUCAUCACAGUGUGGUAUUGAAUUCCAACCUAUAUCUUUAAAGCACAUUUGAAGCAUAUUUCCUCCCCUCAGAGAAUUAUGGGCACUGUGGUUUUUUAAGGAUUGCUGAGAAUUGUAACUCUGUGAGGGGUAAACUACAGUGCCCAGAAUUCUUUGAGGGAAAGAAUGCGCUUUCAAUGUGCUUUAAUGUUACGUGUGUAAGGUAAAAAAGGUAAAAGGGAAAGGACCCCUGGACAGUUAAGUCCAGUCAAAGGUGACUAUGGGGUUGUGGCACUCAUUUCGCUUUCAGGCCGAAGGAGAGUGUGUAUACUGCCUUAGAACCAAGGAACAACUGGAAGGAAGAGGUGCUCUGAGGCUGCAGUCCAGUGCCCAUUUGCCUGAGAGUAAGCCCUGCCUUUUGCCUGACAAAAUGUCCCUAACCCCUGUUCUAAGGGACCCCAAGUAACUGCUGACAAAAACUCCCCUGCCCCCAUCUUUUUCUCUUGCAGUGGGCCCGAGAUCAGUUUGAGGGACUUUUCAAGACAAAAGCAGAAAACGUCAACACAUUCCUGAAGUGAGUAUGGGGAGCAAUCUUGACUGAGGUGAUGUGGUAGAUAAAUGGCAGGAGGGAAAGCUUAGAGUGGGCUGUGUAGGGAAUAGAGUGGAUUUUGUUAAGGAGUCUUCUGGGUGAGGUAGAGGGAAGUUUACCACACAUUCAUAUCCCACCUCUGAGCUGUAGUAGGAGCUGCUGCAUCUGGAGUGGAAGGUGGAACUGCCUAGUGGCAGGACCCACUCAGAGCUCCACGUGCAUAAAAUUACUAGUUAUACAUUCAGUGCAAAAAAGGGGGCUCUGCAGCCGCCUAGAAGACAUACUGAUCAUUAUCCGAGUCCCAUGAUGACCACAGGUGGAAUUUGCCUUGUUCCUAGUGGUGCCAUUUUGGUGUGCUAUACCAGUAUGGUGUAAUGGUUAAAGUAUCGUAUUUGAAUGGGGGGGAAAUCCUAGCUGCCCUAUGAAAUUCACUGGGUGACCAUAGUGGGCCAGUCCCUGCCUCUCAGCCUAAUCUGUUGGUGUUAAUGGAAUAACCCCCAGUCAUGCUGCUCCUUGGGGGAUGGUUGGGAUAAUACAUGAGACGAACAUGCUCAGAAACGUUUCCCUCCCUCUGCCCCCUGCUCUUGCCUUUUAACUUACUUGAUGUCAAAAGGCACUUGGCCACUUCAUUCCCAUCCUGAUGGCUUGUGUUGUGAAUCCACAAGGGUGAGGUUCCUGGGCUGGAAUUCUGAUACCUCUCAAAGAAGGACCUUCAUUGCCCUAAGACUCCAGAGCCAACCUUCAGUUGGCAAGCAUGAGAAGAAGAUGCUAGACUAGAUGGGGCUUUGGUCUGAUCCAGCAGGGCUCUUCUUAUGUCAUAAACUAUUCUAGACAUAAGACAGACAGAUUGGUGUCUGUUAGCUGCCCUGGGCAUUUGGAGAGGCAUCAUAGAUAUUUCUAAGCAUGGAAUUGAUAACAAACCACCUACUAGGAAGAAUUAAGAGCAGUGUUAUCUCAAAAUUCUGCCACAAACGAGGUCUGUUGUUGUCCACAGGGAUCCCAGCUUCCUAGAGUCCCAAGAAAUGGAGGCUGUCAAGAUGCUGGAGUCAGUGCGCAUCAGCUUUCAGGAGAAGCCAUGCAACUGGAGAGACUGCGUGGUCUGGGCUCGGAGACUUUGGGAGCGCCUUUUCUCCCAUGACAUCCAACAGCUGCUGCAUAACUUCCCACCUGAGCAUGUAAGGGCCCUGCCUCUUUCCCCGGCCAUUUCCUGGCUCCUAGUGUGGCGCUUUUCUAAGCACUCUUUUGCCUUUCUCUGUUACAAUCACUCAGCACUGGCUCUGAGAGUUGCAAUCCAGGUGUCUGGAACCAAAUGCAGCAGACUUCUGUUGGCAGCUGCUUAAUGUGAGAUAUAUUAAGACCAAGUGGUAGUCUUUGCAAAGCCCAUCUUUCAGUUGGUUGGUGUUGCCUUCCAGCCACUUGUAACAUUAAGCCUCCUGUGAGAGAUUCCUACUCACCCUUAGCCUCAACACCUGUAGUUCUCACUCUGGGCUCUUUCUAGGUGGACCCACACCACCAUUUAUAUGACCUGGUUCACAUACAGCAUCUCCAAUGGCUUUAAUUGCACAAAGAACCAGCGGCUUAUAGCUUUUGGCUCCACAGCAAGGCACAGGAUGGUCACAGCAGGGCUGGCCCAAGACGUUUUGCUGCUCGAGGAUCACAUAAACACUCCAUGACCGGAAGAUGACUAGACUGCACUUGAAUCUUAGUUCAACACAGCCAAUGGGGUAGUGUCGCCACUGCACCUGAGGAGAGCAGGAUUGUUUCCUGGGUAUGUGACAGGCCUGUGGUACUCAUAGCUUUGAUCUCCAGUCACGGCUCAGGAGGAACGUCUGGGGCCCAGACACAGUUACUCACUCUGCCUAAUGGUAGGGCUGGCUGUGGGUCGGAGGCAAACUGCACGGUCAGUUCCUGAAACAGCAACCGAGAGGCCAAAGGCAGGCAAUCUGGUCCAGGAAAGCCUGACGGUCAGGCUGGACUAAGCAGUCUGUGUAACACCUCAAGCAACAAGUUGUUAAACCUAGGACAGCUCUUAUAUAAGGUCAGCAGGGCCCUUCUUAAUGAUGGUGCCAUGGGUUCUAGAGUACAUCCUCUGGGCACUGAGUCAGUUGCUCCCCUCCCUCCAUUAUGAAUCAGGCUCCUUCCUUUGGACCUGGCGCACAGCACAGGCUGGUAUUUGACCUCCUUGCAGUCCCAGUGACUGGACAGCACUAGUCACAAAUGAUUGGCUGAAAUAAUUUUGUGGUUGGUGGUUAUGUUUUGUCCCAGGUAUCUUGGUGGAGCGAAAUUAUAUGGUUUUGGCAUAUGAGUGAGCCAAUGUUAGCUUUCACAAGGAACCUAGUACUGCUGUCUGAACUCUGGAAAAUCAACAACAUGCACGUCUACAUAUUUUUUCCUUGGCCCUUGACUUGUUCUCUCUUCCUUGGCUGUGCACAGUCUCUCUCUGUGUGUGUCUCUCUCUCUCUCCAGGUCGCAUCAUUUUAGGCUGCAGAAACCUUUGGUCCUCUUCCAGCCCUUGCAUGGCCUGUAGAGUUUCUUUCCUUGAACUUCUCCUCCCGCCCCCUCUGAUGCUGCUUCCUGACUGAUCCCAUCUGUGUUUGUCCCCAGGAGACAAGCUCUGGACUUCCUUUCUGGUCAGGGCCCAAGCGAUGUCCACAACCGCUGAUAUUUGACAGCAGUCAUGUGAGUGGGGAGCUCGGCUUGAGAAGUGGGGGGAACUUGGGAUGCAAUGGAGGUUGCACCCUCAGCGAGGAACAUCUAGGAGAGAUCAGGACAUUUACACAGCUAGGUUCACCACUUCCUAGUCUCAUGGUCAAAGAAAGGGACGAAUGUAACUUUUCAGAAAAAAGAAAAGAAAAAGCAAUAAGUGGAAAUUAGUGCCUUUUUUUAUUCUUGCUGUCUAGAACGGGUGGAAACCCCUUAUCUGUUUUUCACCUUAUUUAUUGUGUAAAAUAGCACCAACAUGUUCCAUGGCACCCUAAUUGAUGAGCAAGAGGUUGGCUCUGUUUUUCUCAUUUGAUUGAUCUGCCUAGUUUAAAACGGUGAACUGACCAGGAACUGAGCCCAUGUUAUACCUCUGUAGAAGUGUUGGUUGCAAAUGACCCAGGAUUCAGCACAUUUGGCAUGUAAGAUUCCCGAAACCAUUGUUCCCAUCAAUUUGGGCUUGUAUCCAGUGUUGCAUGGGUACACUUCUACUGUGAGAUUUCUGCUUCCUUUCUUCUGCACACUCCCAAAAUCUGCUCUGGAGGCUCCCUCAACCCUUUGGAACAGAUUUUGGUGGCUGUAGCACGGAGGAGAGGAAGGGGAAGUUGUGCAAGCGGAAGUCUGUUUAAGUAGAGUGGAAGAGCAGGGUUGGAUAUAGCCCCUGGGUCUGAAUCUGGCAGCAGGCUUCCAUGAGUUGGGAUGCUGUUUUGACUGUGUAGGAGGGAAGAGGAUGCUUAGCUGAGGUUGGAAGGGGUCUACAUUUCUGGAAGAGCAGUCAGUAGAGCAAGUUACUGGUUGUCAGGAGAAGGAAACAGUCCAUAGUGUGGAAGGGUGCUGCUGUCUCUGAUGCACCUUCUUUGCUUUUCUAGACCACCCACAAGACCUUCAUUUUGGCUGCCAGUCACCUCUUUGCCAGUACCCACAAGCUGUGUGUGAGUGAGGAAGAUUCUGUCACUUCCCAAGUCCUCUUUGGCUUGCAUCUGCCACCUUUCCAGCCACUUCAGGGAGUGCGUAUCCCCCUCACUGACCAAGAAAUGCAGAAUCCACAAGACUCUGUUGGUAAGAAGUUUGCUGAAGGGCAGGUAUCCCAACCGUUCCAACCAGGCCCUAGCAGGGAACCUGUGGCCUUCCAGAUGUUGUUGGACUCCAACUCCCAUCAGCCCCAGCCAGCCUGGCCAGUGUGGUCAAGGAUGAUUGGAACUGUAGUACAGCAACAUCUGGAGGGCUGCAGGUUUCCCAUCCUUCCUUAGAGCAGUCUGCCAACCAUGUCACAUCUGUGAAUGGAGUGUCAGGAAAUGCAAUGGGAUCUCUAAGGGUAAGAUGAGACUUGGGCUUCCCACAGAGUCGACCCAAGCCAGAAGUGGAUAACAUGCUUCUCCCUGCAUUGCUCACAUCUCAGGCCACUGCUGGGCUGUGUCCCCGCCUACUACCCCUAACUGUGUCUUUCAGAUCAGACGGAGGUGGGAGAGCUGAGGAAGGAACUGGCAGCACUGAGGCAAGAGCUGGAAGAGCAAAAUUCCCUCAUGUCUAAUGCUAUGGAGCCCAUUCACUUUGAGAAGGUAAAAAACGUUCCUGCGUGUUUCCACCUCUCUUUGCAUUUCCCUCUGAGCUCCAGGUUUCCAAAGGCGGAAGAGCAUGACCCUUCUUGGAGGAGAGAGGGUGUGGUGUGUGACUCUGCUGUUCCAGCCAUGACUUCCCCUCCUGCAGCUCUGCUUAUGCCUCUUAAUCCUCAACAGGUUAAUUUCGGUUAAGAUCAACAGUGCUUUCUUGAGAUGACUCACAGACAAAUUUUCCCAGUGCCCCAGUAUCUGUAAAGGGCAGGCACAGGCAAGAUAUUUUAUGUUCAGGGUUCAGAUGCCCAAAUAAAAAAUUACUAUCUGAUUUCAUCAUGUGCUAAAAGUUUGAGUAUAGAGGCUUAGAGGCUGAGCUACAAAUCAGGAUGCCUCAUUCUGAAUCUCAUCUCUGGCAUGAACUCGCUGAUACUCAACAAGCCACGGUCUCUGGGUCAGCCUUCUAACUGUAAAAUAAGAGUCAGAAUACUGGCCUACCUUGCAGAAUACGUAUAUGGAUUACUACAAGAAGCAAUGAUGAAUAGACAGUAGGGUUGCCAUACAUCCGGAAUUUCCAUGACACAGCCAGAAUACCACAGUGGGGAGCAGUGUCUGGGCGGAAAUUGCUGAAAAGUCUGGGGAAAACCAGACGAAUGGAAACCGUUGUUGGAAGUUCAGAUUUUGUUUAAUUAAUUUUUUUUUAAUUUAAAUUUUUUUUAAAAUACGACAACCCUGAUAGAUACUUUUAAGAAGUAUUCUGAAGGAAUAAACUACAGUGGUACCUCGGGUUACAUACGCUUCAGGUUACAUACGCUUCAGGUUACAGACUCUGCUAACCCAGAAAUAGUACCUUAGGUUAAGAACUUUGUUUCAGGAUAAGAACAGAAAUCGUGCUCCGGCAGCACAGCGGCAGGAGGCCCCAUUAGCUAAAAUGGUGCUUCAGGUUAAGAACAGUUUCAGGUUAAGAACGGACCUCCGGAACGAAUUAAGCACUUAACCCGAUGUAAUGGUUCUAGGGGUUGCUUGUGCGUAAGCCGGUGCUUAUCUCCCCGGCUGGGUGCAAACACCUGGCUGGGUUGCCUAAGAGAACCUUUUCUGUCCGGACAGCCACUUACCCGUGGCUGACUCAAUCGCUGGCAGAAUCCAUCAGUGGCCGUUUCUUAAACUUCUUCCGGCAAAGAAGCUCUUUGACGCCUAGUCUCCUCCUACUAUCUCUGCGCGAAAGCCUUCUGCGCAAGGAGGGCGUGGGCAGCGGAGGACCCCUACUCUCCCCGCUGGUCCCAGGCAGAGAGUCAUGGGACCGCUUCGCCGCUUCCCCCAUCUGCCCCCCUUCUCUACUUGUGCUACGCUGAUUCUGUUCCCCAGAAGAUGGGCUGCUUCUCCCGAUCCCUGGACGCUCUCUGGAAUCCCUCUGGCUUUUGCUCUCUCCCUCCGGCACUGAUGGCAGUUCCCUGACACCCGAGGUACCACUGUAUGUUUAAAAUGUGAAUGCCCUGUAUAACCAAUGUUAUUGCAAUUUUGCCAAAAAGAGCUCAACAACCUUUGUAUGCGGAUUUGCACUUUUUGAAAUAAGGCAACCCUAAGUAAUAAUGACACAGGAAAUCAUGGUUUGUCAUUACGUCUGAACCAGGCUAAUUUGUUACAAUCCAGACCACUUGUUCUGUAGCCCCUAUUGGACACUGAAUGAGGAGCUGCUUUCUGUAGGCAAAGCAUGUGUUCUGCCAUCCCCUAUCUUUUAGUUCUGUAUUGUAGCUGAGAGACUGUUUUAUUCAGCUAAAAUGACACUAGUAGCUGAAUUGGGGGGGGGGUUUGUUAAUGUGUUUGGUAGAGUUGGGAGCGGGCCCAUUUCUCCUCCACAGCUGCUGUUACAGAAGUUUCUUCAUACAGUGAGCAUUUGUCUGCACAACUGCAGAUGUAAUGUGGGGAGUUUGUGGGGAUUAUAUCCCAAUAUAUCAUCAGCUGCCAGGAUUGGGGCCCAGAUUUCAGUUAAGGUAGAAUAUUUUCCAUAUAUUGGAGGUUAAGUUGAAAGCUGCUGUCAAACAGCCCUAAUAAAAAAAAAUCUGGUUUGUUUUGUUGCUUUGACCUUUUAAGGGUUUUUGAGGGGUGGGGGAGGUUUGUGCCUGAAGUUUAAAGUUGUAUUUUGUGUAGAUUGAGAUUCAGGAUUUACAUAUGCACUGCUUGCCACAGGUUUCUUGAAUGUAUGAAUUUCAUUUCUGCCUUUACUGGUCCAGUAGAACUAAGUACCCAAGUCCCACUGAUUCCGGUGGGAAGAGUUUGAGUGGAUAUUUAAAACUCCUAAGGUUGUGUACACUUUACCAGUUUAAAAAGCAGCUAGGUUGUACUUUUUUCUCUGGAUAGAAACUGGUCUGGACAAAAAUGCAUCAAAAUGCAGUAUUUCAUAAGAAACGACAGGAUAGAUACAGAUUGUGGCGAACGUUGUAUGUACAGCACUUCCCAAACCAGUGGUGAGAGCACACUGGAUGUAAACGGAGGUGGAGGGUGGGUGUUGGCACAGCCAAAGAUGUCCCUGAAUUUGACAGUUGCUGUAAGCUGCAGUUCUUGUGUCCAGCUUUUGGAGGUGCCAGAGUGCCAGGAAUGGGUUGGGAUGAGCCUGGGGUCAGUAUCCCUCCCACAAUCUGUGUAGUACCUAGCCUACUACUCUCUUAGGCUGUGUACGCACUUCUGUGCACUCCACAUCCAGCACACUCCCACCACUCUUUUGGGAAGCGGUGUACACACAACAUAAGCAACUAUCCUGCAUCUUGUAAUUUCUUAUGAAAUGCUGUGUUUUGAUGUGUUUCCUCCACAACCAACAUCAAUCCAAAGUGAGAAAAAGGACAACCUAGACAUAUUUUAAAGUGCUAAUGCGUACACAGCCUUAUACCCAACCCUGUUUGUGGUUUGCAGCGCAUGACCCACCCUCCUACAGGCUGUGUUCUUUUCUGAGUGCAGAACAAACGAACCAAGAAGGAUCAGAAGAGUCUGUUCCUUGAGUACAAAAUGGCAGUUGGUUAUCAAGCCAGGCAAUGGAGUCCUUCAGCCAGGAACUGUGUGUUUUUGUCACUUUCAUAUUAUUUCUAUAAACAAGGCUUUUUCCAAUCAUAGUACGUAAGGACUAGGAAGCUGCCUCUUCAGAUUAUUUGUUUUGCUGACCCAGUGCUGCUUGCCAAAACUGGUAGAAGCUCUCUAGCAUCUCACCUGCAAUCUGAUUUUAGCAGCAGAUGCCAAGGGCCUUCUGUCUGCUAAGGAUGGCCUCUGCCCUGUAGUGUGGUCUCCCUCACACACUGGGGGAAGCUUAUGUUGUACCAUGGCUACUCAGAUGAUUACUUAGUCAGACUCUGUGCCUGUGCACAUGGUCCAAAUUUGUGUAUAAUUGCUUGUGAUUAGCACAUUUUAUUCUGCUCCUGCUAUUCAUGGGAAAAUGCAAGGAGCUUUGCAGGGAACUGAAGCUCUGCCUCCUAGACUCUAGGCCUUUGGCUCUUCAGACUUUGUUGGACUCCAAUUCCAGGUCACAAUGAGAGCUGUGGUCUAGCAACAUUGGAGAACUAGAUUCCCCACCCCAUCUCUUCUAUCGUUAAAAAAAAAUCACACCAUGCAGACAAACCCUGGCUGUAACCUCUGUUAAGUUUCCUUGCCACCCUAUGUAGACCUUGCACUCCCUUUGUUCUCAUCCUCAUUCCACUAAGAUCCCUUCUCUUUUCCCCUCUGUCUUUGCCACCCUUCUCUGGCCUCAGGGGAACGACAUUCACUUGAACUUCAUCAUGACAGCAGCCAAUCUGCGAGCUGAGAACUAUGGCAUCCCUCCGGCUGAUAAGCUGCAGGUGAGGAAAGGAGGCGGGACUUUGGGAGUCAUUUUCCCCAGUUGCCUGCCAGCUUCAGGAAAUAAAGUGGGGCGGGACACAUUCAUGUGUCUGUCUCUGGCCUAGCAGCAUCCCUCCCUCCAGUAACCUCUGGUGCCCUUUCCCAUUCACUGUCUUCAUGCUGAAGGCCCAGUUUGAUUUCCACAGGCGAUGAAGAUCGUGGGGAGGAUUGUGCCUGCCAUUGCCACAACCACAACAGCUGUAGCCGGUCUGGUGUGCUUGGAGCUUUACAAGCUGGUGUGGCGACACAGACGCCUGAGCUCCUAUCGCAACAGCUUCCUGCAGCUCUCGGAGCCCCUGCUCAAUCGCUUCCAGCCUCUGUCGUCUCAACCAAUAUACGAGGUGAGGCCUGGGCUCUGGGCUCAUCAUGCUUUGAAGGUAGAAAGAAGCUCAGUAGGGCCUGCUUUUCCUAGCAGACUGGCAGGGAGGGCAGGAAGGAAAGAGACACUAUGCGCAUUUAGAUGGGCUGCUGUUCUUUACACUCAGAGCUAACUCUGUUGAGGUUGUAGAUCAGAGGCAGGGGACCUUUUUCAACUCAAGGGCCGUGUUCUGUUCUGGACAAUCACCUGGGGGCCACAUGCCAGAGGUGGGUGGAACCAGAGGCAAAAGGAGGAGGACCAACAGAUGUACAUUUUCACUUUGUACAGUCUACACACACCUCUCUAUCCUCCAUCCAGGCAAGUAAAAAGCAUUAUUGGAGUUCAAGGACACAUCCUAGCUAAGCAAGAUUGCUUGAGGAGAGAGUGAGGCAGGGUUGGUGAAGGACGUGCCGUGGGAAGAGGGCCGUGGCUGGCAAGGGACAGACUUGGAGGUUCCCAAGUCUCUAGAAGAGAGAACAUGGAGUGCUGCAGUGUGGAGAGUAAGUCAUUCAGGAACAAGAAUCUGCCUUCCCCAAGGCUAGUGCAGUAUCCCAUAUAGCUGGAUUAGAGGCUCUGUACCUAGGAGCAUUUCUGUGUGGGCACAGGCAUUGAUUCCGACAGGUACCUCCUUAAUUCCCUCCCGCUCCAGCUCUUAAAAAUCUAAAUGAAACAGCAAUGGCUUGCUCUUGUCCUGUGCUGCAGAGUGCACCUAAAAGCAGCUUUGGACGUUUCAAGACAGAUGUACAGCACCUCAUGCCUUUAGUUCUUACGCUGCUGCUGUGAUGCCCAAAGCCAAACAGGUAUGGAAAGAUUUGCAUGUCCAGCCUGCGAACCUCUCCUGACCAAGUUCCCCUUAAGACAUUACAGCAGCUGUGGGACAACCACUGUAGCCCUUGAGCACCAAGGUGAUGGUGGUGCUGUGAUGCUUUCAGGCCUGACUGCCUUCCGUUCCCAGAGUGCCCAGCCAUACCUUAUCCCUGGAAGUGGGCCACGCAGUCAGAACUUGCGCAAGCCUCGUCAGCUGGAGCUGGUGCUAGAAUGGCUGCCCCGUAGGGAUGUCAGCAACUCCCAGACUGUGUUGAGGGGGAGACUUCCUACUCCAUCUCUCCUGUCUGGGUGCUGGGUACUGAGCAGCUUGCCAGGAGCCGAUGUGUGGGGGAGGACGGCUGUUCCCACUCAGCUGCUGACCCUGCCUUUCCUGAGCCCCUUCUGGCAGGCAGAAGGCGAAGGAGAUCUAGUUUCAGAAGCCGGUGCCUGGCGUGUGUAUCAGGCUAGCAGCAGUGUGGAAGGAGAGGCACAGACGGGGCUGCCUGUGAGCUGUCAGACACAGGAAAUGGUCUUUAACCUGCAGCUGACACACACAGCUGGUGCCAAGCUGGAUCUCUGGCUCUUCUUGCCCUGGCCUAACUCAACACCCCUUUCCUUUAGCCUCAGCCCCAGAUGCUGGUUCUUGACCUUUCCGCACAGGCAUCUGUGCAUCCACUGGGUGUUCUGAACCACUUUGACUCAGAGGUGUUUCUUGGAGGUAUAGCCAGCAGGCCCAGUGAAUCCAGAAUGGGCCCUCAUGUAAGGCAGUGAACAUUUGUUCCCCUUGUGCCUUGCAGGCAUGCAGUAGAUACUUGGUGGACAUCUUGAGAGCAGCAUAAGGCGAUAGAAUUUACCCAGCCGUACUACCUUCAGCAGAUAGACAAGUUGUUGUGUGUGAAUAAUAAUGGUAGGUUUGGCAUUACUGUCAAAGAUGUAGUGGUGAUCUGGACAAGGGAAAACAAACAAAUCUUGAAUCCUGGCAAGACCCUGGUUCACAUUCCAAGAAAUUGGUGAGUUUCCCGGGAUGGGAUUGCGCUUCCUCUGAAGGAGUAAGCAUGCAGUCUGGAGUGGCAGCUGCAGAUGCUCCUAGACCUGGAUAACGGAGCCACAGUAGUCUAGGCACUGGUAACUUCAAGACUGGCUUGCUUCAAUGCACUCUUUGUGGGGCUUCCCCUGUACUUGGCCCAUAAAGUGCAGUUGUCAAUGCUGCAACACAAUUGCUGACAGGAGUGCCAACGUAUUAUACCUCUUCCUAAAGAUCUUCACUUGCCGCCAAUUUGCUACUGAGCCAAGGUCAUGGUUUUACUGGUAGUAUAUAAAGCUCUUAACAGCUUCAGACCAAUUUAAUUGAGACAUCCUUGCCCCAUAUGUACCUACUUGGCAGCUUCUAUCAACGGAACAUGCACUUUUACAAGUGCCAUUUAAUAUGUGUUCGGCUUCUGUGAAGUUUUGGAACUCCUUAGCAUUUAACUUCAGUCAGGCGCCUUCAUUGUACUUUUAGACUCUUGCUAAAAAAAAAUUAUUUCAGCGAGCCUAUUUUGACAUAUAAUUAAGUUAUGCCUAAUGUUUUUUUUUUUUUAAAAUUCUGAUCUUAACUCCAUAUUAUUGAUAAUUAUUUUACUGUUUAAAUAUGCAUCACUAAGAUUUUUUUAUUAAGUGGUUUAUAAAAUUUCAUAUAUAUAUAUAUAUAUAUAGGGGAUGGGGUGGGGGGUGCAUCUUCUGACAACAGGGUGACUAGCCAAGGAAACAGAGAGCAGACAUACAUGCUGACAAUUAGGAAUUGCAAUUCAUGUUCAUCUGUUCACGUUUGUAACAUCUUACAUAUGUUUGGAUGCAAUUCACUGGCUUCAGUUUCCAUGUAGUGUUAAGCCAAACCAUGGCUUAGUGUAAAUGGGGUAGGCUCCUAGAUAUUGCAGCUGCUUUGUUACUCUUCUGGUCCUGCUGCUGCUAUGCUGAUGUGAGCAGCUUAGGGUUUAAUCUAAACCUGGAUUCAUGGUUUAUCUCCUCCAGACAAACCAUGGCUUGUUAAGCCAAGGACAAACCUUGGUUAUAGGUUGUGCUUUAUCUGGGGCUCGACGAAACAUGUGCCUGGGUUUGGACAGUACGCUAAGUCGUGGUUUAGCAGUAGCAGGAUCAAAUGAGAAGCAGAGGUCACAAUCUCAUCUAUAGACCAUACAUUUGUGCUGAGCUAUUUUGUGCUGACUGGAUCACUGUAUCUUGUUUUACUACUGUCAGUGGUGAGCCUUUUCCAGGAAAGGACAUAGCAAGACAUAAGCAGAUGUUUGUUUAUUACUUGUGUAUCCUGCCCUUCCUCCAAUGAGCUCAGGGUUACAUUUGUAAGAUUCCUGGGCAGCCUCCCAUCCACUCCCCAGACCUACUUAGCUAAGAGUUGGAAUUAUGGUACAUUGGGCGAUGCCCUAAGCCAGCCCUCACUUAUUCUAUAGGGUUGCCUUACCAGCAGUGCCAUUAACUGUCCUACACGAUGGCUUCUAGCUAGCUGCCUCUUCACAAGGCAUUCUGCCAUUCAUUGUAUAGACGUGGAUGCAUAUGUGUGUACAUGUGUAUGCAUGAGCCUGCACACAUGUAUGCAAACACACACACGUACACAGACGUAGACUUUCUGGGGGCUUUCCCCCCUAUUUUGUGGCAGCCCCAAGACUUCACAUUCCUCCCAAUUUGUUGGGGCUAGGGCCAGCCUUGGCUUCCUUGCAAAACCUCCCCCCCCUCCCUUUUCUGGAGAGAGAAACCAGAGCUUGGAUGGAGGGGGGGUUGUGGAAUCGGUGAGGAGGGCGGGAGAGCAAGAAGCUAAAUUAAGAGCGUCUGUUUGAAUAGAAGCCUUUUUGUCUUGAGUUUAUGGAGUGCGAGGCUGGGGCUUCCUGCUACACAGGAAGCGCAGAUUGGAACCAGAUUGGUGGGACCGGAGCGGGGUGGAGGGGCGGGCAGGAAAGACGGGGGGGGGAGGCCGACUCUUCUAUCGCCACUGAUUUCCACGGCUUCGGCUCUCGGCGCCUCUGUUCCUCCACCCCCCCCCGCCCCCUCCAUCGCUCCCAGUUCAGAUCACGCUGCACGGCCCGAGGGCUUGCUGAGCACGCGCGCAGGCCCCAAACGUCCUGUGAUUAUUUUUUUUAAAGGACAUCUCAGAUUUCUUAACAGCCCAGCUCCGCAGAAGGGUCCCUAUAUAAGCAGGAACUUCAAAGCUUCCCUUGUGACGCGGGGGUGGGAAAUGAUUUUUGUGUGUGAGAGAGAGUUUUUGAAUCUUGGAGCAGCUGUGCAGUGUGUGAGCUCUCUCUCUCUCUCCUCUAAAGUCUUUAAGAGGAAAAAGCCUGGCUGCAGCGAAGUGGCACCGUGCCCAGUUUGCCCAUGUCAGCCCUCUGGGAAUGGAGGGCAUUCUGGUGGUGCUAUAGAUAGAACCGCCGUCGGAAAAAGGGGGAAGGAAAAAGAAACCAGAGCAGUGGUGGUUGGGUUUGCAGUCGUAGGACCACUUGGGGCAAAGGACGGUUUGCUUCCACUUUCAGGAGUGAGUUUAGCCCCCCUUGCGGUCCCCCCCCCCUUGAAGUGAAAUUAUGGAUCCAUUCCUGAAAGCAGUGAAUCUGAAAUUGCUUCCCCUUGGAGCUGGGUGGGAACCAGGAGAGGAGGGGAGCCGAUGGAGUGAAUAGAGCGCAGCAUCAGGAGGAAGGGAGCAGCUCCAGAUGAGGAACGGGGCUGAUUUGCAAAAGGGAAUCGAGAGCGGUGCCGGGUCCAGGAACGUGUGGAACUGAUUAAGCAGCAUAUGGGAGUCAUUACUUAGCAAGGGCUGGCGACUGGGGGAAGGGAGCUCUUACCCUGGCGCCAAAGGAUUCACGCCUAACCCCCCCAGAAUAAGAUUCAUUGGACCUUUGCUCCUUAGUGCCUGAGCCGAUUUUUAAAAUUAUUUUUUGGGGCGGGUGGGUGUGAGAAUAAUACGUUUGCAGGGCACUGUAAGGCAGGCAUGAGCAAAGGAAAAAAGUCAGGCAAAGGGAGGUUUCCUUUGCAUUGGGACAUCCAGCCAGCUGGGGGACACAUUGCUUAGAACAGAACCCGACUCCUGUUGCCCCAGUCUCUGCAGGCUGGUCCUUUCCGGCAUGUCUUCGGUUCUGUUUUGCUGUGGAAGCAGCAUUAAGGUGCUGGAAGGUGAAGAGCUGAGCAAGAGGUGCUAAUGAGUCCCCUGUCAGUGUGAAAGGCCAAGCCCAGCCAUAUGGUUCUUUUGGAAGGAUGGGAAUCUGCCCUCUGGGUUGGCAACAACAUAGAAGAGCAAAUGGGAUGGACCAUAUGGUCCCAAAUGGCCAAGAUUAUUUUGCGGGGAGCAACUUUCAUUUCCAACUCUAGCCUUCCACCUCCCAAGCAUGUUCUUCCCAAAAAAAGAGGUAUGGUCAGGAGCGAGACUUUGCAUGUUUCAAACAAAAGCAUAUCCUCUCUUGUUUACAGGGGUUUGGGUUUUGCAUGCACGCUCUUAUUAAUUCUUUCAGAAAAAAUGGCCACUCAUUUGGAAUAAUCUCUCCAAGCAGGUGUACAUAAUAAGAUAAUUAUCAAUAAAACACAGAUUGCAACCAGCAAAACAUUUUUAAAAGAAGUAUUCAUAACUGAAUGAUGUGUAUGGAUAGUCUUGCUGAAAUAAAAAGUUUUCAACUUGUGUCUAAAACAAUAGGAAGGGCAACUUGCAGGGCACCAAUGCAUAGCUGCUACCACACUACAGCUGAGCUUUUGUCCAUCUUGCUGCACCAGCCAGCUGAAAACAUGAGUUCCUCCUUCCUGCUUCUGUUCUGUUCCUUUUUGUAAUUUGCUUUCCGUUCUUCAGAAUACCAGCAGCACUUCCCAGGGCUUGCAGGAAGCAUGAGUGAGUACUGUAUGGUGCUCCUGUUUUCCAUUGUUCUGCAUCCACCCCUCCUUUUUACAUGAAAUCUACAAAACCUCAGUGUAAAUUUGAAAUAAGCUGGGAGAGAAUGUUUGGCCCUCCAGCUGAGUUGACUAGAAACAGCAUCUCAACAGAUCAAAGGACAAGACCCCAGAUCCCAAGCAAAGGGUGGCUGUGAUCAGACCUUCCCUCUGAAAGCAUGGACUGGGUUUGGGAUCGACCAUGCUGGCCUUGCUAGCCCGCCCAGACCUAUCGAUCUGCUUGUAUUCAGCAGAAGAACUGAAAGGGCUUCUUGCAAACAGCUGUUUGUCUUCCCUAUCUGAUCAGGGUUCUUGCUCCCAUGCGAGAACAUGUGUACAUGCAGCUGUACACAUACAGAAACCCCCUUCAGAUAUGAAAUCAUAGAAUUGUAGAGAUGGGAGGGACACCAAGGGUCUUCUAGUCCAACCCCUUGCAAUGCAGGAAAGCCUGCUGGGCCUGGGGGGGGCGGCCCAGAAAGUACAAUCCCUUCCCCCAUUCAUUACACAGUCUACAUGUGGACAGAACAUCUGAAAAGGGAUUCCUUCCAGUAGCUCCUUAGAGACCAACCAAUAACAAACUUAGUUGGUCUCUAAGUUGCUACUGGAAGGAAUAUACCAAUAACAAACUUAUUUGGUCUCUAAGGUGCUACUGGAAGGAUUUUUUAAUUUUGUUUUGACUACGGCAGACCAACACGGCUACCUACCUGCAAUCUGAAAAGGGGUUAGUAGUAUGCUGUGGGGUGGAGACUAGUGCAAGAGGACAUGGCUAUACAGCCUCCCCAAGUACAGAGUCCCAGGUGCGUAUCUCUGUGGGGGGGAAAAAGUUCCCUCCUGCAAUCUAUGGCUUUGCUGCUGCGACUGGAGUUGAUGAGACCUAGUGGUGUGGAGGCCUGUGCCCUGAAGCUAGCAUGAAAGAACAGUAGCCCUGUCCUUCUCUGGCUGGCAGAGGAGCUCUGUCUCCAUCCUGUUGAGAAGCAGGCGGAACAGAAGGCAGUGGUCUGGGGCACGGGCCCCAUUUGCACUAUUCAUUUAAAGCAGUAUAAUACCACUUUUAACCGUCAUGCCCCUCCCCGAAGAAUCCUGGGAGCUGAAGUUUGUUAAGUGUUCUGAGAGUUGUUAAGAGAGCCCUGUCCCCCUCAUACAGCUACAAUUCCCAGAGCGGAUUAACAAACAAUCCCUCUUUCUGGGGAACUUGGGGAAAUGUAGCUCUGCGAGGAAGAACACGGGUCUCCUAACAACUCUCAGCGCCUGUAACAAAACACAGUUCCCAGGAUUCCCUGGGGGAAGCCGUGGCUAUUUAAAGUUCUAUGACACUGCUUUAAAUGUAUAGGGCAAUUGGGAGCACAGUGUCGUGCGCAGGAACAGAGGGAAGUGUUGUUUCACUUUUAUAGGCUUGUGAGAGUGUUGGGCAAGGGUCUGAUGGUACCUCUGGCAGCUGCUUCUGUCCCCAGAUUUAGGGUGGUAUAUAUGUCCAUGUGUCUCUAUAUAUUUUUCUGUCAUUUUUGACAAGACAGAUUUGCUUUGGAGACCCAGGCGAAUGCUAGCGUCCAGGCCAGCCUUUCUCCUCCCCUGCUGGCCAGUGACUUAGUCCAGGACAGUAUCCCUUUGUGCGACAGUCUGACCCCACUAAGUUCUCUCUGGUCAGGGCACUUCCUGCUAUGAACCGCUAACUAGCCCCAAAGGGCUCCUUGUGAAGAGGACUGGCUGCUUCUUGUCCUCCUCCUCUCUCUCUCCUUCUCCUUGCCCAGGGCCAAAACAGGCAGGCAGGGUCAACAGUGCAGGGGGCUAAGAGGUUCCACAACAUCCUGGGCCUUGUUCUGAAGAAAAGGACAAUUGUGCAUAGGCAAGGCACCAUCUCAAUGUGUCUUUGUGCAACAGAGAGCCACAGAUCAUGAAUGGACAGAAUGCAGCCUUAAAAGAGUCCCCUCCGUUAGGCCUGUUGACAGUUAGCGCAUUCAGAGCCGUCACGACAGGAAAGAACCAUUUCAUCCAGAUCUGACUUCCUAUACGCAGUGCAGGAGGAAUGGCUUCCUUUGGUUCAUAGGGAAGCUGGCCGCUGGCAGCCUACACUGACAGGCAGCAGCUCUCUGAGAUCUUGAACAUGGGAACUUCUGUGCACAAAACAGAUGUGCUACUGAACCACAUCCCUUCCCUUUCAUAUUAUAUGCCACAUCUGUUGCGAUGGACUCCACUUAAAACAUAUUUUGAGGAGAGGGCUGGUCUUUGUUUGGAGCCUGUGAGGGUUGUGCUGCUUUGCUUCUUAGAAUUCUGCUCUGUCCUUCCUCCAAGAUGUUUAAGCCUCACAAUAGCCAUAUGAGGUGGGUUAAGUUGAAAGAAGAGUGAACUCUAUGGCUGAUUUGAAUCUGGGUUUCCAGUAUCCAGAUCCAGUGCUCUCCAUGCUUUGGAGACCCCACCCACCCACCCACCCACCCACCCACUUCCUUGGCAUUGGGCGUUGCAAUUGUUAGUUGCCUUUGCUGUUUGAAAUGCCGCGUCAGAUCAGAAUUUGUCUGGUUUUAUCUUUUAUUUUUAUUGGAGGUUCUUACGUUCCUCUUGGCUAGAUUAAAGCGCCGCCCUUUUGGCACUUAAAAACUUCUCAUCUGUGAAGGUGCGCUACAAUCAGUUCACCUCUUAACCUUCUUUCUGAUAAGGUGAACAGAAUGAGCUGCUACAAUCCUUUGCUGCAAAGGUUUCCUUUGCUACAAACAGCUCUGUUUUUUAAUAUUUGAAUCGUAAAUGAACUGUGGAGCCUGAAUUAGACAUGCUUGUGAUCUAGCAGUUGUGUCUUCAACGUUAAGGGUAUUAAGGUUUUCGUUUAAUAAAAAGAUCCUAGCAAGUCUAGUCAUUCAAAUCACUUUGUACUAACAGUCUGUGGCCAUUGGUAGUUACCAAUAUGGGCCUUUAGGCUAUAAUCCUAUGCAAACCUGCUUGGAUGUAAGCCCAGCACACAAAGGUUUUAGCUGCAUGACAUUUUAAAAUAUGUGAUCUAAAAGGGUCGCCAUAUGUCCAGAAUUUUCCGGACAUACCCGGAAUGCUGCAGUUGGAAGCUCAACAACUUUUGUGGCCAGGUUUUUACUUUUUGAAAUAUGGCAACCCUAGAUCUAAGGCCUUGACCCACUUGGCUCUGCAGGAAAUGGCUCCUUCAUAGGUUACCUGGUUCAUGCUGCAAGCGUGUUGGGACAUGGUACCUGCUGGGUUGGGUGAUCCAUUUAAUUUUAGAACUGACCUUCUUUGGGUAUCUGCUCUAUUCUCAUGCACCUGGUGAAGUGGACUCCAGUCCACCAAAGUUUAUGCACUAAUAAGCAUGUUCGUCUUAUUAUUAGUCUUGCCGCAACACUCUUCACUUAUUUUGCUUUAAUCUCAGUAUCGCCAGAAAACAUGGAGCUGCUGGGACAGAAUUGAGGUGCCAGGUGUCGAUGCCCAGGGAAAGGAGAUCACCUUGAGAGACCUCUGCAAACACCUCCAGGUGAAGAGGAUGACCAAGUAAAAUGUUUCAUAGGCAGGUUCCAUCAGGAACCCAGGCAGCAUAUGCUGGGAUGGCCCGUGCCACUGACCCUCCUCAUUACCAUGCAUGCCGGGGUUGCAGCAGUGGGUCUUCUCCUCUGCGGCAUCCUGAGGUCCAUGAGAGGCCAGUGGGCACAGCACUUUGAAUGGGCAUGUUGCUCCUUCCAGUAUUAACAAACACAAAGGUAUCCCUUACCAGGUACCCUCAUUCACUCCAAUAUCAAUGAGAUGCCCCUGUUCUGUCCCAAAUACCCCAUUGCCAUAAUCCAAUUCAGUUUGCUCCCUGCUCCUACUUUGCUCUUUUUUCUGGUUGCCCUGAUUGUCCCACCCCAUCCUCUGCUGGUUCCCAAGACUGCGCUCCCAUGUCAUCCUUUUGAAAUUAAUGGACCUAACUUAACCAUGUUUGUUAAUUUCAGUGGAUCUAUUUUGAGAAUAACUAGUUGAACGCCACCCUCUCACAACUUGUACUUAACCUGGUGCUCCUGGAGCUCUUUCAGUUGAGAGUUCUGAUUGUCUCUGUGUGGUGCUGACUCCUGCUCACUUUCACAGAUGGAGCAUUCCUUGGUGCUGGAGAUGCUACUAUAUGGAAAAGCUCUUCUGUACGCUGGCUUCUGCGAAGAAAAGGCAAAAGAGCAGAAGCUAUCCAGCAGGUAGGAGAAUCCAAAGGAACAGAGCUUGGGAGUCACAAAGGAACAAAAGAAGAGCCUGACUGCUGGAUUAAGCCCAUGACCCACCUCAUCCAACAUCCUGUUCUCACAGUGGCCAACCGCAUGCCUGGGGGAAACCUCCUGUUUCCACCUUCUGCUCCUGAUUCUCAUGAAGCCUGAGGGGGGCCAGUGCCCCGGGUAUUCUCAAGGCAUGGCUUAGGCAGAGAGAACCUUCCAAUAGCUGUUUCUGAUGCAUGCAGGGUUUGUUUUUUACAGAGUCCACACAACACCUUCAACAUCAAAAUGCCAGCCUGUAUUCCUUCCCUCUGCCCCUAAAUCCAGGUGUACCCUUUUCUCAGGAAUAUCCAAUACAUGGGUUUAUUUAAAAAAACAAAACACAACUCUUAUCAGUGACCCAUUUGCAAUACCUGAAUAUCAUUUUUGCAACGUUAACACCACCCCGGAAGCAGUCAGACUCUCAGUGAGCCCUUCCACAUUUCCUCCUGCCUGCCGUGGGGUUGGAAGUGGCAUUUGCCCUGUUUUCCUCCCUGCUUGCCCGUUUUCUAGGGUCUGGGAAGCCACUGACCUGGAAGAGGGCAGAGGGACCCUCAGGAGUGUGGGAUAGCUAGGCCACAGCUGCCCCCACUACAGGCCCCCUGCCAGAACAGCCUGGCUUACUGUAUCUGCAGCAGCUGCAAAGCCUCUGCGUCCUGUCCCUUCCACGCUGGGUAAACAUCCUGCUGUCAGUGCCUCCUCCGCUGCUUCCUGGGGCAGACCAAGCUCUUCCCACCCCCCAAAUGCAGGCUCUCCUGGGCCUCUGCCAUCCACAUAUAUCCAGAGGCAGCAUGAGUCCCUUACUCUAUGAUCUUUCCAGACACCUUGGCAGGCUGUCCUGCUCUCUGCCCACUCACUCUCCCGCCUUCUCCAACCCCCCAUUCCCACCCCAAAACAAACUGGGCUGCAGACUCGCUCAGGACGGAUAGUUUCACUUUGGCUGCCUCUGCCAUUUCUUAAGCAGAGAGCAAAAGUGUGCUUGGUUUUCUGGUACGGGUGGGUGCAGUGCUGGGGAGAUGGCAAAGAAGUGCUAGCAUCCCUCCUUCGAGAAGCUGCGUUGAUUUUAGCUCCCGCUUCUGAAACACCAUUCCGGCUGUAUUCAGAGAGGGGAAAGAACAAGGCCAAUGUGGCAGGGAGGCAGCAUUGAGCACUGGCAAGCUGGGUGUGCCAGUUUCUGGGUGCUACACAGCAGGCUCUUGCCUUCAUGUCCUGCUUAUUAUGGGGUCCCCAGAGGUCUCAGCUCAACUACCAAGGGAAACAGGAUGCUGGAACAGAUCAGGCUUCAGUCUGAUCUGGUAGGGAUCUCUUCUAACGUCCUUAAGGCAUUUUCUUCUUUGGUGUGUAUAUAUAUAUAUAUAUAUAUAUAUAUAUAUAUAUGUCCCCUCCCCACCCGCAAAAGGUCUUGUGAGUAGCAGUCCCUGGGAAAUGUUAGCUAGGCCGUUCCUGCUUAUGGUUGCAGCUGCUGGAUUUGAGACGAUAGUUUGGGUGUGGUUCUGCAGUUGUUUCAGGACCUGAGCAUACCUGGUGAAGGAUGUGUGGCAAACAUCAGUACUGUAAGUGACAGGAGAUUGCCUGUUACCUGCCCUCUUGCAUCUGCCCUCCUAUUCACCCUUCGCUUUCACUUUCUCAGACUGACGGAACUGGUUCGCUGUGCCACCAAAGAGGCUCUAUCCAAGGAGUGCCGGCUCUUGGUGUUGGACGUAGUCUGUGAAGAUGAAAAGGAUGAUAGCGUCUUACCGCCUGUUCAUGUCUGGCUCCGACCGAGGGAUCCAACCAAUGAGGAGUAAAGGGAACUGUGUAUAUGUGUAAUACAAUGGAAACCUUUGGACUUGAUAACUGCAAUCUGCUGGAUGUGGGGCUGCCCUUGAGGAUGGUCUGGAAGCUGCUGCUGAUGCAAAAUGCAGCUGUUUGGCUGCUCACUGGAGCAGGAUACCACCAACACAUUACCCUGCUGUUCAGAGAAUUGCUCUGCCUGCCAGCUAGUUUCCAGACUAAGUUCAAGGUUCUGGCCUUGGUGUGUAUAGCCCUAUGCAACUUGGGACCAGGAUACCUGCAAGAUUGUAGGCAAACUAAGGCCUGGGGGCCGGAUCCAGCCCAAUCGCCUUCUAAAUCUGGCCCGCGGAUGGUCCAGAUAUCAGCAUGUUUUUACAUGAGUAGAAUGUGUCCUUUUAUUUAAAAUGCAUCUCUGGGUUAUUUGUGGGGCAUAGGAAUUGGUUCUUUUCCCCCCUUCAAAAUAUAGUCCAGCCCCACACCAGGUCUGAGGAACAGUGGGCCGGCCCCCUGCUGAAAAAGUUUGCUGACCCCUGGCUAGUCUCAUCCCUUAUAUACUCAGCUGAUCACUGCGCUGUGCAGGCGAAGACUUCCUGUAACUGCCUUCUUAUCUGGAGGUUCACAAUGUAUGAAUUGGGCAUAGGAGCCAACUCCUAGAGGCCAAGGUCUCUCUGCCCUCCCCCCAAUAAAAUAUUUGAGGGAGCCGAGCCCCUCCCCAAAGAUAAUGGGCUUUGCCAUUCAAAUGAUGUUCGUGUACCACAUCAUUUAAUUGAUUAUGCAGGAUGGGGCCUACCUGACCCCCCCAAAAUAUUUUAUUCAAGUUGGCACCCCUGGAAUUGGGUCUUUAGAGUGGUGGCACCUGCUCUUUGGAAUUCACUCCCCUUGGAUGUUAGGCAGAGGCAGCCUCUGUUGUUGUUUUGCUGCCUACUGAAGACCUUCCAGCAAGGGUUUUAAACUGCAAGCUUUCCCAGUCUGUUUCUAUGUUGCAAUUGUUUUUUCAAAUGUUCUUGUUGUCUUGCCAUUUGUUGUCUGGCACCCUGGGCUCCUUUGCGAGGAAGGGUAGGAUGCAGAUUAAUUUAAUAAAUGUGGGUAAUAUAUGGAA